AGUAAUUUUGUCCCUGGCCCCCCAUGUGCCCUCCUUAUAUUUGAAUCCUGGAGAUGUCACUGACAGGAAUACAUAGGGUUCAGCUAGUCUCUGAGCAGAGGGAAUUGUGGGAGUGAGGGGGAGUUUCCAGUUUAGCAGCAAUGGCUGCCUGCAGCUCCAUGAAUCCCAGCUGUGUGUUUGUGUUUUCUCUCCCACAUUGCAAACACUGAGAUUGCCCCCUGUAUACAGUAGCAGUCAGUGAGUGAGUGAGUGAGACCAUGACAUGGAGCCACCAGUGCCAUAACACAGCACAAUGAGCUCUAAUUAAAGCUUUAAACAGGGUGAUGUGACUGUAGCAAAGACAGCAGGACUAUAAUCCCCAUCAUCCCCCAACCUGGCAGACUGAGGAGCUCAGUGGAGAGCAGAGCGCUGAGUACACUGCAUGCAGAGAGAAAGAGCCAGCCCCAGCCUGUGUUGUCCUGUUUCCCUGGAUACUGCAGUUGAGGUAGUUACUUGGCUGAAAUCUGGGCUACCUACCUUGUUUUAUCCGCUGCACCGGUGGGUAUAUCGACAGCCGACAUCCAAAUGAAGAGUGGCGAAGAGAAACAGAGGAUGGUGGAGGAGGUCAGUUUCCCCUGCUCACUGUGAGCCCAGAGAAUAAACAUUCCAUUUAUAGAAUGUUCACACACUGUAACUUUCUCAACAUUGCAUUGCAGUGAUCUAUAAACAUGUAUCUUAUGUUCCCAUUAACAAAAAAGGCAAAUGAGCAUUAGAGUUACUAUUCUAAAUAAACAACAAAAAAUUAUCUCAUGUGUCAACAGAAACAGCAAUGCCUCUAUUGAUUUACAAAAUGAAUGUAAUAUAUAUAUAUAUAUAUAUAUAUAUAUAUAUAAUAUCUUUAAUGAGUGACAUACCAAAGUCCUUUAAUGUUACAUCAACGUAGCAGUUAUUCAUUUUACCAUACACUAGGGUAAAACACAAAUCAGCCAUGUGAAAAGUGGUUUACUAAAAAAAAGUCACUAGGCGCUAAGGGGUUAAAUCUUCAAACAUCACCUGAGGUAGUGCAGGAGGUGCUAAUGUUUCUGUUGUGAGAAUUGCUACAGCAGAUCUGCAGUUAGGUUGCUAAGCUAUCACUAAACAUCAACCAACUGUGAGUUCCUGUGACAAAUAGCAUUCCCAUGGAACUGCAGAAAUAUACACUGCUUAUACCUUGACAUAUUUAUGAAUGAAUAUUUCCAAUACUUAAUAAUUACAAUUAAUUUACAGCAAAAUGAAGAUGUUUUAAUUCACUGUUUUUUUUUGUUGUUGUUGUUUUUUAUUGAAUUGAAUACAAUAAUUGUUAUUUACCAAGGUGACAUUUGUAGAGAAUUAUUAAGGGGCAUUUAAUAAACAAAUUGUAAACAUUCUAUAACUUAUUAAUUUUUUACACUUGGGCUACUCUGGUUUGGAAUCUUCAAUAGCCCCACAAUGCCACAAACAAUUCUUGUUUUGGUAAAUAAACCUACAAGUAAUACAUCACACCAUAUUUUCCAUUAACUUUGUUAUUAAAAAAACAACAACCUAAAAUGGCAGAUUUGAAAAGGUUUGCUACUUUUUAACCCCUUGAGCACUGUGGCAUUUGUCCAACUACUGAACCAAAACAAAACCUAGGGAACACUAUACCGUGAGGGAAGGGGCACUAUAGUUUCCCUUUAAGUGCACCUAUACAUAUUUUUAUAUAUUUUUUUUUUUUUUUAAAGGACAGAACGGGCUUUCUUUUAAUAUCCUAUAUGUAUAUCUAACACAACAUUAAGUAUGAAGAAAAUUUAAAAACAGAAAAAAACAAAACACAUUUUCCAAAUUUUCUUAGUUUCUAUGCAUCAAGUGCAACUAAAGGAAAAAAAGAACGCUCCAAAUAGAUUCACUUAUAUGUCCUGACUGUUAAAGGGAAACUAUAGUGCAAGGAACACAAACUCGUUUUCCUGGCACUAUAGAUCUCCCCUCUGCCAAGGCCCCCUCCUGUGGCACUGUAGGGGUUAAUAAACCUAACAUAGAGGGCUUCCAUCUGCUAAUGUUAGGGCUAAUAUCAGCGCUAACAUCAGCAGAGGGAUUAGAUAGUAAAAAGUGCUCUGUGAUGCUUGAUGCAUACGCACUAUGAUUGGGCCUGGGCAGCUGGCACAGGGGGAUGGGUCCUUUUCAGACCUUGGGUCUCUAUCUCUCCUCUUGCAGGCUCAGAAUCACACAGCUCAUCAGUCAGUCUGGGGCCACUUACUAUGAUUGAUACUCCUGUCUUCCUGGUGUGAGCAUGGAUUUAACCCUGCUCAUAUAAAAAUGUAAGGAUGUUCCAAGCAAUCCAAACAUUGAUAAAUCUCAUUCUGUUUAGGACAGCAUGGAACAUGUAACAUCCUGAACUGGUUAAAGGGAUACUAUAGGCACCAAAACAACUUUAGCUUAAUGAAGCAGUUUUUGUGCUGGCAUCUAAACAUAGUUGCCAUACAGCGUAUGUGUUAUGAUUGCUAAGGGUGGAGAGUAGAGGGACAUCUUCUUAUCUUUUCUCCCUGAAUUUCAAUUCCUCGGCAGAUGGGGAAAAAAAAAACCUAAUUUAAAGCUACACCAUAGUCAUCAAAACAACUUAAGCUUAAUAAAGCAGUUUUGGUGUAGAGAUUAUGCCCCUGAAGUCUCACCGCUCAAUUCUCCACCAUUUAGAAGUUAAAUCACUUUUGUUUCUGUUUAUGCAGGCGUAGCCACACUUCCACUGACUGUGAAAAGAAAUGGUUUCACUUUCAAUCUGAUGUAAAAAGUUUUUAUUUCCUGCUCUGUAAAUUGAACUUUAAUUACAUACAAGAGGCUCCUGCAGGGUCUAGAAAGCUAUUCACAGAACAAUGUGAUAUUCUAAAUUAAACAGUAUUUUCAAUACAGUAAGUGUAAACAUUAGAUGACUCUUUGCAGGAAGUGUUGAAAGGCUGUGUAAGUCACAUGCAGGGAGGUGUGACUAGGGCUGCAUAAACAAAGUGAUUUAACUCUCAAAUAGCAGUGAGACUGCAGCAGCAUGAUCUACACACCAAAACAGCUUCAUUGAGCUAAAGUUGUUUUGGUGACUAUAGUGUCCCUUUAAGUAGGCUUUUUUCCAAGUCAAUACAUUUGCUUGCAAAACCUCUGACACAAUGUGUAGAUGACAUCCCAAGCUAUUUUAAAAGAGCUAAAGUAGAUUUAUCCAUGACAGGUUCCGCUUAAAUCAUCAAGUAAGUUCCUGACAAUUCACCAUUUAGUGAAAAACCUUGCACGUAACUCUUAUAAAAUCAUGUUGGAUUUUCUUUUACUCCUUCCAGAGAGAAGUUUUAUGCCAGAUUAUAUGUAUUUUUUUGAAAAUAAAUUGUAUUUUUUCAGUAAUGCAUGGAGAGACUGGGUGGGGCAAUAUCAUCAUGGCUUUGUGCCAGAUGAUAGCUUCACAUGGAACUUUCCAGGCUGUUUCUGUAACAAGCAUAAGUAAACGAAUGUAUGUGCCUUCCUCGGAUCCAGGGCCAGGUUAACAUUGGAGCUAAAACCCAGGCCCUUGCAUUGCAAUAGGCCCAAACUGGCUGCUGAUUUUUUUUUUUUGUCUGCCGCCCUGAAUUGUUGGGUGCCAUACUUACCUUUGUCCAGGGAGACUCCGAUAACUUUAAACGCUUGCCAUGGUAUAUCUACAUCUGAUCUGUGUAAUGAUUAAAAAUCGGGGGGGCCAGAUGUAUAGUGAAGGCAGAUUUUUUUGUUUUUGACGUCUAUACAUGUGAGGAUGGUUUUAUGUAUGACUGCAAAGUCUAGUUGCAGGUGGAGGUCAGGUGCAUAAGUCCGGAAAUGCAAAUUAUAAUUUUGUAUUUAGACCAGUGUUCAUUUUGGUGGCAAAUUUCAAUUUAGUUUUAGUCAUAGUCUUUUGACUAAAUAGCCAUUUUAGUUUUAGUCGUAUUUUAGUCAUCUGAGUUGUUUUAGUUAAGUCUCAAAAAGUUUAGUCGACUAAAAUUGUUAGUGGACAACAUUAACACUGACUUAGACUCAGCAUAAUUUUCAGCUCUAUACCAAUGAGUCCCCAAGUCCAGCAUUGCACAUACCGCUCAUUAUCACCCAUCUUUCAUUGUUCAAAAAGGCUGCCAGUUCUCUACCACUCUUUAAAUAUUAGUUUUCAGUGUUCUGAUUUUAAAGAAAACAGGAAAAAAGGUCAAAUUAGAACUACUUUAUUUGCUGGCAUAGAACCAUACUCCCUUACCAGUUUGCUUUAGUACUCUCUGUCUGUGUGCAAACCAUAUAUCACAUAAUUAGGAAUAUAGAGAUUUUAAAAAAACACCAGGACAUAUAUUUUGUAUGAUGGCUUCUCCAAACUCAUGAGAGAGGUUCUGAUCUCAGCAUUCUGUCUACCCACAUACAUACUGGCAUGAAUCUGUGAAUUUUAGUCAUCGAUUGCGCUACAAUUUACGCAAAGUGAUUCCAAAAUCAUUAAGUAAUGCAAUUAAAAAAACUCUUCAGAACCAUAACUGGACAAAUUGUACAGGGAUAGUAGAUUAUUUUUAGGUCCUUUUUUUCCCAGUAGUUGAAAGAUAUUCUAAUUUAUCAGAUGUUAGUAGACCGAGAUAUUACUGUGUAGACCCAGGUUUGAAGCUUUGCACUACAAUGCAGGGCAGACCACACAAAGAUAUCCAACAUUGUGGGACAUGUCUCUGUUCCAAUGCAGGGUCUAUCAAUAUUCCAGUAACGUACUCUGGGAUUGGAAUCAAACAACUUCUUGGGCCUGUAGCACAUUAAAUUACAAAACUUUGGGGGAAAAAGCAGUCAAAUUACCAGCCAAUUAUCUGCAAAAUGAUUUGCUCUUAAUGCAUCAUGUAUUUCCUUGGUAUUAGUCUAUGCUGGAGAUGUUCUAUAUGUGUAGAUCUGAACAGUUGUCACUUGAGUGCCAUACCUAAUCCUGUUGAAUUCAUACCUAUAUUGUUUAAUUGCCCACCCUUUUCUCUCUUUAGGAGUUUAUUGAUGGUGAUGCAGCUGAGGUGGAACGUUUGAAAAAGACUUUGAAAGUACAACGGAAAAAGAGAAAGAAACCGGUGUGUGUCCGAUGAUGUCUAAUGCUCCUUGUGCAAAAUGUUAUUCCUAUGUAUUACUUUCCCUGUGUCAGUGCACUUUAUUACAUCUUUAUCUUGGCGUGAUUUUUCUGCCUACCACUUUGGUUUACACAGAUAAAUACGCUAUAAAGAUAUGAAUUUCCUGUUUGAUUAGGCAUCGCAUAUAUCUUUGACCUCUGUAUACUCUACUCCAUUUGCUUACCAUUGUCUUGCUAUUAAAGUUUGUUAGUUUUUAGUGUCACUCGUAGUUUGUGUUUGUGCGAAAAAUUCUAUUGACAACAAGGCCCAAUUUUUAUGCUGUCAUACAUUUCAGUUAACAAUACAUUGUUAUUCCGGUUAGAGAACAAGAUACUUAUUAAUUGGCAUUAUUGUGUUGCUUUUUCUACAUGCAGUGGCUUCUUUUACUCAAUCUUUUGACUGUAUUUUUUUUUAAUUUUAUAUGAAAUUAGAUAAUUAACAAAUCGUGUUAAAUAUGCACUGUUUUGUAAAUUGCUUUCUGACAUCUGUUGACCGUUUUUCUUAAUAGCUGGUAGAUCCUGCUAUAGAUGCACAAACAGUGGAGCCAGUGGAAGAAUUAUCCAGUGUUAUCCAACGACAACGCAGUAAGUAAGGCCUGACCUUCUCUACCAAUCAGUGACAUCAUUCUCAAAUUAUUUUCCAAAUAGCUCCACCUGUCAGGGUUCUAAUUAGCAAUACAGUGCCCAAGCUAAACGCAAACAUUACGACCUACGUAACUUCAGGACAUGGUAAUCAGGAAAUAGUGAGUUGUGUUCUAACCUUUGGACCAUUCUGUUCCAGGUCUACCUCCACUGACAUCUCAGCCAUCAAAGUCUCUUUUUGCAGAGAGCUCCAUGAGAGAGAGGUUGAGAGAGAAAUUAAAGGCUGGACGGGUAAUACAAAGUCGCACUUUGCAAUUUUCAAACUGUUUUGCUCAGUUUAAUGUUCACAUUCUAAAUCCCUUUAGUAAAUAUAACUUUUUAACUGAAUCAUUUACAAUACAAUGCUCUUCCUUUGGUCUGAGUGCAGUUUGCUUUUAAAUUUUUGGUUUUCAAUCUAAUGUAUACAGUAUUAUCAUAUGUCGGCUGAUAGGCAGGAAGUGAAGACAUCCCUCGCAUUACUUUGGCCUUCAGAGCCAUUCACAGACAAACUAUAGAUGGCAGGAAAUUAUCCUUCUAAUAUUUUGUAAUAUUUUCAAAACGUCUUUGUGUUUUGAAUGCAAAUGGUUUGGUGGGUAAAUGUAAAUUGUUAUUCCGCUGAAUAUGUAUUGUGAGGAUUCCUGCUUUAUAUGGAUUAUAAGACUUCCAGUUGGGUCGUUGUUUUUCUCUUGUUACUUGCAGACCUUAUAUUCUCUCUAGUUUAUCUGUUAUCUUUAGCCUGCUGUUAGCUAAAGCUGAUGCAUCUCUAAAUCUUAUACUGACUUAAUAUUCUCUUUGUAUAUCUGAAUUAGUCCAAGGCUGAAAGCAUACUACAGCAAGAAUCUCCAAGCAUCUCGCCACGAAGCUUAACUAGAUCUCGACGUACAGGUGCACUGACCAAGUUCGAGGAGGAAGAGGCAAGUAUAUGUUCAGCCGCAGGUUUUUCUGCUCUUGGGAAAUAUUUCCAUGUACAUAGAUUGUUCCUUGAGUAUUCGGCUGAUAAUUAUUGCAGUCCUGCUUUCUAAGCAGUGACAUCCUGCUUCUCCAACUGGAGAAAACCAGCAAGACCCAGGUAGGUUGUCAAACUGUUUGACUUGUUAAUGUUGGAUGGUGCAAGGGCACUUCUGGCACCAUAAUCACCAGAGAAGGCUGUAGUGAUUAUGGUGCUUGGAGUGUGUAUUUAACAACACCUAUACAGUGUUUAGUUGAUCUUAAAUAGAGACAACAUAAUAUUUUAGAGAAAUAUAAUUAGGGAGCAUAAAAGAGGCUGAUGCGUAUUUUUUUCAAUCUAAUUUUAAACAGAGAGAAGCAAUUCCUUUACAGCGAUUAAGAGAUGUUGAAGCACACCUGAAUUCGAGAGUAAAAUUUCGUGAUGCUGUUAAGACAAUACAGCAAAAAAAACAGGUAAGAGUCUUCACUUAUAUAUUUGGAUAUAUAAAUAAAAACCUCCAUCCCUUUGAUUUUUCAUCCAUCAUGUUCAGAUAAACACUUGUUUCUGUUUAAUGCGCCCCAAGCCACAACUACCAUGUGACUCAUACAAUGUCCAUGAAAGAAUAAAAUGUUUUCAUUUUGAAUCAGAUCUUAUAGCACAGUGUGUUUACUGUGGAAAUUAUCUCACCUUAUCUUAUUUUCAAUCGGUUAAUUGUACAGUGUUGCCGGCUUUAGCAGGGAGUUAACAGAGCAGGAGAUACAUCUAAAUUCAACAUGCUGUUCUAGAAGUAAACCUAAAAUCUUUAACGUUUUUGCCAGGGGAGGUGUGACGUGUGCUGCAAAAAAAAAGUUAUUUCAGUGGCAGAGAAUUGAGCAGUGAGACUGCAGAGGCAUGAUCCAUACACCAAAACUGCUUCAUUAAAGGAACACUAUAGGCACACAGACAACUUAAUCUCAAUGAAGUGGUCUGGGUGCCAUGUGUACUCAUUAUAACCCUGCAGCUGAAAACAUUUGACAUUUUUGCAAAAACGGCAAUGUUUUUCUUUGCCGGGUUAACCUGCCUGUAGUGCCUGUCAAUACGACCGCUACUAUAGGUGCUUCUGUAAAAUAUGAUUGCUUCCCAAUGCUUUCCUAUAUUGACUAAGAUCAGCAAUCUCAAUGAUCUCAGCCAAGGGAGGCUGGACCAGCUGUGGACAGAGAUGAAACAAGGUAAGUUAGCUGUCAAGCAAGUUAACUUUUAACUUUUAACCCUCUGAUGAGAGCCUGUCACCUUAACAGUGACUAGGGCACUAUAGCAUUAGGAAUACACAUUUGCAUUCCUAACUCUAUAGUGUUCCUUUAAGCUAAUGUUAUUUGGUGCUUAAAAAGUUCCUUUAACUUCAGCUUUACAUGAGCACUAUAUUGGUUUUUAAUGCUGACUCAACAAAACACAUUUAUGAUAUGUGCUUGGUGACUUUUUUUCAACCUAAAUAACUGUUACUUUGUUAAAACUGUGUAUAUGUUAGCUCAUUGACCCGAAUUUAAAAGUAAGAUUUAAAAAAUCCAUAUAAACUGAAAGUAGGAAGGGGGAAAGCGAAGUUCCAUAAAAGAUUCCAUAAAAGUAGGAAGGAGCUUUUAUCCCACUGGCAAAGGCCUUGUUGGCUUUGUGUGCUUUCACCAUAUAAGUGCCAAUGUUGUUUUUCAUGGGACAUAUGGACUCCAAGUCCUCUUAAGCUGGAUAGGGGCGAAGUCAUUUCUAAUUUUUUUUUUUUAUAUAGAAUAGCUUUUUCUAUAAUUUGAAGUCAUGGAUGUGUGAUUUAUAUUCAACCACUCCUUGAGCACCUCCGUUUUCAUGUUUCAUCUUAUACAAUAUUUCUAGUUGUGCCAAGUAAAGAGGUCUUUUUUUCUCAGGUUCAAGAUGGCUUUCCCACUGCUGAAGAAAGCUACAAUUUCUUUACUGGGAAUUUCGAUCCAGAGCCAGCGGAAGAAGACCAAAGGAUUCCUAAAGCAAUCAACAAAGAUGACGUGGAAAGAGAAUCAUCUGAAAAACCAGAACAAAAUGAAGAGGAAGAGGAGGGGGACGAUGGAAUGGUGAUUUACCCUUAUUUCAGUUGUCCAUGAUUUCUUUUUAAUAAUUAUUCAGCUUUGUACUUCCAUGCGUACUGCCUAGAUUUUGAACUCCGGAAAUAUGAGAAAUCUUUUAAACCUGUUUCUUUAAGAAGAAAUAUUAAGAAGUCCGUUACCUUCUCAUGGUGUGUAGAUUCAUUAAACAAUAGGGUGUAGUGCUUUAGAUUAAACAAUUGUGUUAUUUUCCAAAUAUUCUCUAUAUAAAGGAUGGCAUACAGGAAUAUAAGAAAUACUUCAUUAUGUUAAUAUAAAAAGUACAUAUUAGAGGGUAGGCAACCUUGGAGCUCCAGAUGUUGUGAACUACAUCUCGCGUGAUGUUUUGGCUGUAAGAGCAUUAUGGGAGAUGUAGUCCACAACAUAUGUGAUCUACCCCUUAGAUAGACUAAGGUCACGCCACAAUGCAUCAAUUUUUAUGUUAUAAGGCAUAGUGAACACUGUGCUUUGUGCUAUGACCUGAUGUAUGGCAAAAAAAACCCCAUAAAAUAUAUAACUAAAAUAUAAAAAUAUCAAGGACUGCUUUCCUAACUUAAAUGAAUACACCACAUUGGCAAAAUAAAUUCACAGAGCGAUAUAAAAAAAGCCUUAUAUGUUCAAAGAAUGUCAUAAGUUAAACUUCAGAUACACAUAUAAAAAUAUGUAAUGUGGAUAAGUUUUUGUGUUUUCUCUGACGAUUUCUUAAUUAUUUAUUUAUUUCUACUUGUUUUAUUUUCACGUAGGGUGAAGAGGAAUCCUUGGUUCAUGCAGAUGACUUGUUUGUCAUUGAUCAGACACUGCGUGAUUUUAUAGAGUUAUCACCUGCACAGUACGAUGGCUAUCACAGCCAGCUGGAGAAGGAAAAAGAGCUAUUUUUUAUACCAAGUAUCCGACGAGGUAAUUAUUUAGCGUAAUCUGCACUUCUUUGAUUUGUCAAGCAACACUCUACGGUACAUCAAAUAGGAACUCAUUCUAGAGAAUUGGGAAUCUCUGAAUAAAUCACUGCCAGCAUUGUUCCUGUUGUAUCUGCUUAUAAGAGAUGAACAUGAAAGAUGAUGGUAUACUCAAAAAUGUAUAACCACUAUUUAUGUUUUUUUUCUACUCAACAAGAUCUCUCUUUGCCGUUGGCCCCAAUAUGUUCAAUAUCAAAGGAACACUAUAGGGUCAGGAACACAAACGUAUUCCUGACCCAGUAGUGUUAAAACCACAAUCUAUUCCCCCAUGUCCCCUCCUUAUCCCCCUAAAUAUAAUACAAUCUUACUUACAAUCUUACUUGUGUUCAAGUCUGCAGCUGCUUGCCCCGUCCCUGGUCUGCUUGCUUGCCUGACAUAAUCAGAAGUGUUGUUCUGAGUCAAUCACAAUGCUUUCACAUAGGAUUGGCUGAUACUAUCAAGGAGGUAGAUCAGGGACAGAGCCAGCACAUGCCAAACACAGCCCUGGCCAAUCAGCAUCUCCUCAUAUAGAUGUAUUGAAUCAAUGCAUCUGUAUGAGGAAAGUUCAGUGUCUCCAUGCAGAGGAAGGAGAAUGUUGUGAUGCUCACUGUGCAGCACUGCCACAGGAAGCACCUCUAACAGCCAUCAAAGGAGUGGCCAGUGGAGUCAUCACUAGGCUGUAAUGUAAACAUUGCAUUUUCUCUAAAAAGACAGUGUUUACAGCAAAAAGGGAAUGAUUCUACUCACCAGAACAAAUACAAUAAGCUGUAGUUGUUCUGGUGACUAUAGUGUCCCUUUAAAGCGUUGCAGGACUCAAACAUAAUAUGUUUGGAAAAAAGCCUUAUGGCAUAUCAUUAACAGAGCUGUUUUGUUUAGUAAAAGGGGGAGGAGUGAAUGAUUCCCUUCUACCCACAGCUACCUUGAGUGUGCGAUACCAAUCAGGUAUUGUCUCUUGUGAUCUGAAGACCCAACUUUCAUUUACAACUGUACAAUUAUAAAAAGUAGCAAACUGACCUGGUAGAUAGAAGCUAAGGUUUAGAGAACAGUCCACAAUGUGACGUGGAAAUUAUUCUGAAAACAAUAAAGUACAUUAUAAGUGUGGUUGUCAUGCUGUACUUUAGAUGGUAUCAAUGCCACUAAGAUUUUUAUUUAACUUAAACAUUUUGUUAAUUUGUUUUGCUUACUCAUUUCUUAAAAUAUAGUGCCAACCUCUGAAAAGGUGCCUGAAAACAUGCAGCCAAGAUACCUUGAAGACGAGGGUUUGUUUAUUGGUCAGAGACCGGAGGUAUCCCAAACCAAUCAGAAUAUAAUAGAGAACAGGAUCCUUCGACAAGAUGAGGUAAAUUGUCUUUCAUAUUGGAAGCGAAUGUCCGCUUAUGUAUUGACAGGCAUUUCUCCAUUUGGUUAUUACUAAAAUAAGAUACACUAAUUUUACCUGUGAUUAUUUUGUGUACAAUACAUUGUGCUAUAGCAAAUAUUUUCUUCUUACAUAUUUUAAUAACUUUGUGGUUAAUGGCUUCAGAUGAUAUUCCCUUUGAAUUCUUACUUUUGUAAAUUACCCUGUGUGUUUUUGUUUUUUAGUACAACCAAAAGAUGGUGUUUUUUCCCCAUGAGUUUGUAGAGAGUUUACGGUUACUAAGAAAAUCACAGUUUGAUAGCCUGAUUGCUGAUUUUGUUGCUUUUUUUUCAUUGCUCGGUUUAGUGAAUUGUUUGCCUGUCACACCACUUUUUGUGCCAGUGUGGAAGCGAUGGAAAACAGUUUCCCCCCCUCCCUGUCCAGUGGGACAAGCGUUCAAAUAAACCAAUAGAAUAUCAAGAUUUUUGUAUGGCAUUCAGAUAUGGAUAUUAUUUUUUUGGAUUUGGUAAAUCUAAAUGUUGAAGGAUUUUUUUUGUUGGUUAGUUUUGUAACGAAACAUAUUGGUUAAAUAUAUUGGUUUUUGUUCAAUGUAUUAUAAUGUUUUUAUUUUAGUAUUCUGAUCUCUGUUUUUUAGGGGAGGAAAUGGUUUGGUGAUGAUGGUAAACUCUUAGCCUUGCCCAAUCCUAUUAAACCAUCCUCUACAAGACCUCCAAUAUUCUUUCUACAUGAAGGAUUAGAUCCUGCCCUGGAAACUGUUUACGUUAAGGUAAAUUUUUGUCUGUAAUAAAACUCAUGUCCAAAUGAAACAAAAGGAAUUAUUCACUAAACUUCAAUGUAGCAGACUUUAGAAAUUCUUCAACCUGGCUGUAGUCACAGCACGUCUAUUUUGCCUAAAGUUUGCCAUUCAGUUUUUAAUUCACUGCGAUUUAAGAUUAGUGAGUAAACCUGAGAUAUUUGUUAAACAGAUAUUUAACACAGAGCAAUACAACUGAAACAACAAAUACUGUUUUAAAGGAACCCUAUAGCAUCAGGAAUGCAAACAUGUAUUUUUAACACUAUAGUGUUCUAGAAACCAUUUAGCUUUAUGAUUAGACUUAGAUUGGGGACGAGAAACGCUUUUGCGUUAAACGCCGCACACCUCCAAUCAAAUGCUUCUCUAAGAAGCAUGGAUUAUAUAUAUUUAAAUAUAUCAUGUUGAAUUCUCACAAAAAUGGGAGGUUAUUUAAUAAAUGGAGCUAAAUCCUUUAAAUAUAUAUUUCUGAAUGAUAAAUAUAUAAAAUGUAAGGGAAACUUUCAUUUAGACAAAGUGAAGCCCUCUUUACACAUUUUACUAGGUUCCUGUGUUCUAGAGUGUAACAGCUUCUUGUUCCACUAAUAUCAUACUUUGUAUAUUGGAAUGUCUUUUUACUGUGGAUAAUAUUAAUAAUGAUCAAUUUGUCUUUAACAUAAAGGCAAUUCCCCCAAAGCAUGCCAGCCAAUACAUUGUGGAUUCAGAAGGUCUUCAAGGGGACUUCCAGCUGGACAUUGACAUUUCUGGAAUCGUAUUUACGCAUCAUCCACUUUUCAGUCGAGAACACGUUCUAGCAUCAAGACUGGCGCAAUUAUACAAUCAGUAUCUUGGAAGGAAACAGAGAAACCUUUCCAAUCUUUUGACAGACAAGGUACAUGAUUUCAUUGUGUUACAAUCUGUAGCGGAGCCCUAGUCCUAGCAGGGACUCUCCUCCGCUGGUUACUCUAAAAUAUACUCUGGAACAAGUAUAACACUCCAAUGGAAAAGCCAAACACAGUAAAAUAAUCCAGGAAUCUCUCACCUCAUCCCCAGCAACUGGACGACACUCAGCUCUGGGGCUAUAACUGGUUUUAAUAGAGCCACACACGGCCUUUUAUGUGAAUCCCCAUGCAAGAGGUUUCCUGAUACAUAUUCCAGGGGCAUUUCCCCACUGGACCUGAGAGUAGACUGAGACAAAAUACACAACAUAAUUACAUUAACUCUCAGGUCCAGGAUAUAUACAGUAAUAACACCCCAAAACAUACAGUUAACAACAAGGUACCCCUUCAAGUCAUAUAUUCUCGGAUAGCCUGGAUCUGAGUGCCUAACAUAUCCGAAAAGCGCUCAAGUCCCACGAACGCAGGCUAAACGCAACCGGGUUAUAGUUUAGAUCGACCGCACACGAGGCACCUGCCCAAAAGGGUUCCAUGAAAUCAGGCUGUGUGAUCGGUCUCUUUCGGGAGUACAAAGCAUACUAAAACUAACUGUUCGUGCAUAAGCUCAUCUCAUGUAUCUUGAUCGGGAGUAUGCUCUCCCCGAACGCCACUCUGUUCGUUUGGAUUCCUCCAAACCUCCUCUGGAGGUGGAAGUCCCAGCGGUGUUCGCGCCAUAGAGUGUCCGAUUUUAGUUCCAUACACUCGACGACCCAACACCGCUGUCUCUGUUCAUGGUUAAAGAUGGCCGCUGCCACGUAUUUGCACAUACAAACAGCGGCCAACCAGCUGACCGAUUAGAGUGUUAGUAUAAUUGCGUUUUUUGGAGGUUACUGGGGUCAACAAGCGGCACACUUCACAUAUAGGUGGGCUGGCGUUUGGUGUCGAACAGAAUACUAUUAAUAUGGGAGUUGAACAAUCAUGUGAACAGGGUGAAUAGCUGGAUAAUCCAGGGACAGGGUGAUCUGUCCCCCACACAAAAUAUAAGAAAAACAUACGAAAUAACAGGGGGGGGCAAGAUACGGACAGCCCAUAGAAGGAAUAAAGUGUAACGUCCAAAGGUUCAUUCCCUACACAAUCUAUGUAUUUGGUUAAAUCAUUCUUUUUUCUAUAUGUUGUGAAAUAGCAGUAAUGUUUAGAUCAUAUUCCCAAAUGAGACGAACUGCAAGUAGUAUUCACGUUACCUAAUUCUAAGCUUAAUCUCUGACGGCAGGGGUGACAUAUAGUUCUGCAAAUAAUAGGCACUUAUGAGUCAUAGGAAAUGGUAAGUAGACUAUGUAAAAGUUGUUUAAAGUCGAACUCUGUCAUCAAAAGUCAUAUUCUUUAUGGAGUUUUAGGGUUUUCAAUUAGCACAUUGCCUUUCAUUACAUAGUAUGUUAAGCAUUAUAUGUUAUGCUGCCUGGAUAGAUUUCUUUAUAAGAAAUCUGGUCUCCCUGCAUGGAGAUGUUUUCCUCACAGAGUCUGAUUCUGACAGGUUUAUUUACUAAAGUGAGAAUUCAAAGUGAAUUUCAAAUUUAUGUUCAAAAUAGCUAAUUCUUACAUUGGUAAAGAACCCUGUGAGCCUCCUCAAUGUGUAACUGCCCAAAUUCCUUCUCUGCCAGGCAGGUGGCGUCUCUGUGGAUGGGCCUGCUUUUUUCCCCUAUUUCCCCUCCUUAACUCUUCCCUUCUUCUAAUUUCUCUCCUUCCCUUUCCCCUCCAUAAUUUUCUUCCUGUAGCUUUUCUCCUUCAUCAUUCCUUCUCAGUUUCUAGAUGUUUUCCAGGAUGUACGAGUACAUUACUCUUACUUCUUUCUCAUUUGUUCACCAUUGUUGUAGCAAAAAAUCUACAAUAAAAACCAAAGUUUCAAAAAAACUAAUUAUACAAGUAGUGGAUUUGUAGAGCAGAGGCCAUUUUUUUUUUUUUUUUUUUUAAUGUAAAGAUCAGGUAUGCAUAUAUUCCAGAAUGGGUGCUACUAAAAAAAAAUAUAUAAUUUUCAUAAGGAGGUCACUGUUGUUAAUAUAAUGAAAGAAGUCUCUCACUCUUCCCAACAGGGAAGGUUUUAUCUAAGUCUAUCCCCUCGGCCCUCAAAUGGUGGUAUGACCAUGUAACAGAAAUCCACACUUACAAGAGGGGGAUAAAAAGUGCCAGAAGGGGGGCAUUUCUUGCUCAUAGUCUCCUAGUCAAGAAGGCCCUAAAAACAUUGCCAUUUGGGGGUGGCAAUCAAUAACAAAAUAAAUAGGCCAAACUAUCUCCCUGUGGGCAUCCAGGACAUAAAAUACUGGGGCAGUUCCACUGGUCUGGGUCCAAGCCCUGAAAAAAAGACAAUUAAAAAGUACAAUGUAACAACCACAACAAAUAUUACACUAGUGAGUUUGCCUCUAUAAAAACCUGUUGGUAGUCAUUAUGAAAAUGUGUGAAAUCAGAUAUGUGUACAUUGUUAUGCAUCUUAGCAGUAGGGCAUUCUAGAGGGUACAUGCAGUGUGAAAUUGAACAGAUUUGUUUGUCACUGUAACUUCAAGUCCAGUCCUCAGAGAGGAUGUGAUAGACACAGGGCUUCACUUAAAGGGUGUUUUUCUGCCAGUGGCAGGAGGAGAUAGUGCUAAAGAAUUGAAAAAGGUAACCGUAUCUUAAAGCCAUGCUAUAGUCACCAAAACAACUUGAGCUUAAUGAAGCAGUUUUUGUGUAUCACUGCUCAAUUCUCUGCCAUUUAGGAGGUAAAUCAUUUUUGUUUCUGUUUAUGCAGUCCUAGCCACACCUCCCCUGGCUGUGACUGAUACAGCAUUUAUAUAAAAAAAAUUUGUUUUAUAUUCCAUCAUAUGUUAAUGUGUUUUUAAUUUCAUCUCAUGAUCUAUAAAUUGAGCUCUAAUUGCACACAUAAGGCACCUGCAAGGUCUAGCAAGCUAUUAACAGAGCAGGAGAUAAGACAUUCUUAAUUAAACAGACUGUGCAAUAAAGGAAGUGUAAACAUCAGAUCUCACUUUACAGGAAAUGUUUAGGAAGGCUGUGUAAGUCACAUGCAGGAAGGUGUGGCUAGGGCUGCAUAAACAAAGUGAGACUUCAGGGGCAUGAUCUAUACACCAAAACUGCUUCAUAAAGCUAAAGUUGGUUUGGUAACUUUUUUUUUUUUUUUUUUCGUUUCUUAUUAUUUCAGACAUAUACCAGCCUUGUAUAGUUUGCUAAUACUUCUAUAUUUAAGGCCUUGGUACUCUUGUCAUCAUCAAUAUCUCAUGUUAUCCUAUUAAACUCCCUGUGACCUCCCCCCAUCUCUUGUUUAAUUUUAUUGUAUAUUCUUAUUUAUCAACUUGCUUUGCCCUGUUGCUUCUGGAGAGAGAGAGAGACACUUAUGCCCAGUGUAUUUUUCUUAUUUUCUUAUUGUAUUUUGUCUGCCCAUCUUUACCUCUUUUCUUUUCCUUCCCAACAACUAUAGUGUCCUUUUUAAUGUGCAAGGUGAGUGAUUAAAAUAGUGAGUGCACAUGGAAAAACUAUUUAGAGAUUUUUCUCAGAGCAGAGAGCUCACGUGUAUAUAGCUUUCCAUGACAUGCAACUACUUUCAAACAUAGUUACAUUAGUGUCACCUUCUUACCCAUUUCUUUUACUAGUCUUUAUUACUAGUAUAACCGUUCCUGUUGGAUGAAGGGCAUGAAGAGUGGAGGGGUCACUGAUAGACACCGGGCUAGGGCUAUUUAUUGUGCUUUUAGAGUGCCUUUAAUUACAACCAAAUUUGAAAUUAGGGCUAUUGUAUUUUUUAUAUAUAUAUAUCUUCUUAAAUAUGUUUUGUAGGUAAUGUUGUUCUUUAAAUGUUGUAUGUUUUGAUGUAAAUUAAUUAUCCUUUGGUGGUGGUGUUUUUCUUUAAAGCUACAUGCUCUGAGGAACGCAGUACAGAACAUUUCCACAGCUAACUCACUGCAUGGGACCUGCUCAGUUACUGAACAAAGUAAAUCGGAAUAUAAAAUGGAAAUCAGGUAAUGUCUUUUUACCUACAAUAUUUCACUAUUCAAGGAGAAUGCUAGUGUUCUAAGGAAAGCGUAGACAAAAGGGUGCAUCUUCUUUGGCUAAGUAAAAACAUUUAGAAUGCAAGCUUCCAAUACUAUGUAGGACAAACAUGUAUUCCUGACCCUCGAGUGUUAAAACCACCAUCUAGCCCCCCUGGGCCCCUCAUGCCUCCAUAAAUAUAGGAAAAUAUUACUGUAUUUAAGCCUGAAGCUGUAGAUCUGCAUGCUGUUUGCCUCAGUAACACAAGCUGUCUGCUGACAUCAGCCUGAUCCAAUCACAAUGCAUCCCCCAUAGGAUUGGCUGAGACUGACAAGGAGGCAGAUCAGGGGCAGAGCCAGCAUGACUCAAACACAGCCCUGGCCAAUCAGCAUCUCCUCAUAGAGAUGAAUUGAAUCAAUGAAUCUCUAUGAGGAACGUUCAGUGUCUGCACGCAGAGGGAGGAGACACUGAAUGUUUGGAUGCAUUGUAGGCAGCCGUGACCCAGGAAGGAUCUCUAACAGCCAUCUGAGGAGUGGCCAGUGAAGUUAUCACUAGGCUGUAAUGUAAACAUUGCAUUUUCUCUGAAAAGACAGUACUUACUGCAAAAAGCCUGAAGGUAAUGAUUCUACUCAACAGAACAAAUACAAUAAGCUGUAGUUGUUCUGGUGACUAUAGUGUCCCUUUAAUUCAAUAAACAAAAUUUUGAAAUGCAGUAGAAUUCAGUUGUGGUUUUCAGUAGAUGUUACAGGAGGUUGUUUCUAGUGUUUUUCCACUUCUCUUAAUACAGAAUGAUUGCCUUUAGUUGGCCGUGUUUGGCCUUUUUUACCGACCUUUUCACACAAAUGAAUAUCUGUUACAUUAUUCAGUUCGCAGGCAAAGUUCCUAUUAAUCUUGCUGUUUUGUUAUGUGGUUGAAGUGGUAUGGAGUGCAGAUUUCACAUAUGUAAUUAUUUCCUACUUAAACCUUUAAGGACCAAACUUCUGGAAUAAAAGGGAAUCAUGACAUGUCACACAUGUCAUGUGUCCUUAAGGGGUUAAAGGACCACUAUAGGCACCCAGACCACUUCAGCUUAAUGAAGUGGUCUAGGUGCCAGGUCCAUCUAGGAUUAACCCUUUCUGCUGUAAACAUAGCAGUUUCAGAGAAACUGCUAUGUUUACAAAUGGGUUAAUCCAGCCUCUAGUGGCUUUCUCAUUGACAGCCGCUAGAGGCGCUUCCGCGCUUCUCACUGUGAUUUUCACAGUGAGAAGACACCAGCGUCCAUAGGAAAGCAUUGAGAAUGCUUUCCAAUAGACUGGCUGAAUGCGCGUGCGGAUCUUGCCGCGCAUGCGCAUUCAGCCGAUGAUGUCGGAAGGAGGAGGAGAGUCCCCAGCGCCUAGGGAGCCCGGCGCUGGAGAAAGGUGAGUGUUUAACUCCCUUCCUCCCCCUUCAGCCAAGCAGGAGUGGGACCCUGAGGGUGGGGGCACCCUCAGGGCACUAUAGUGCCAGGAAAACGAGUUUGUUUUCCUGGCACUAUAGUGGUCCUUUAACAUCCACAUAUUACCACGUUAUAGAUUUCUUCUUUAUUAUAUGGUAGUAGUAGAGUAGAAACCUUACGGCAUCAGAUAUUUUUAGGGUUGUAAUUAUGAGCUAGGUAUUUAAAACAUGUUGUAUUGGAGUUAGACAAGUCCCCAUCUUGCGUAUAGGCGCUUGACGAACCCACUGUUUGUUAAGCAACCUAGAACGUUCACAUGUUCUUCUGAAUUAAAUGACUAUUUUAUUUCACAUAAAUGAAAAGCUGAAUAGUGUAAAAAGGAACGUUCACAUAUUUACUAGGACAGGGGUCAGCAACCUAUGGCCUUUGCACAGCACUCAAGACAGCCAGAGCCAAACAGUCCCAGUGGGACUUCAGAUAUCUGCUUGUGCAAACCAAGUGGUGAUUGCAGGGGGUGACUGAAAAUCCUAACUUCACGCAGUGCAGCAUUUAAAGACGUUAUCUCAGAUCACUUCCUCGCAGCACAUGUGAACGGUUAUCCGCAGUGGAGUAGCUCCUGCCCUUGACCUGUAACUGGCCAGCCAGGUAUCCACUGGCAGCCACUCACCCACACUGCUAAGUAUAUCCAAAGCUGCAGAAAAAGCCUCUCUCUGUCAUACAAAUAAUACAAACAGCCCACUCACAAAUAUACACACACACAGUCCACACAAGCACAACAGAACUGACAAUCUACAUACAGUCACACAACCCCACAAGCAGCCUUUCAAUGCAAUACCACAAGCAGCCCCACACAUACACACAGCACCAAACACACAAUGUGACACAUUAUCCAAACACACUAUUACAAAAGCAGUCCAUAUACACAGUACACAUUCAUAUGUAUCAGUAUCAUACACAAUACCACAAAGUACUCAUGCACAUAUACAGUAUAACAGCCCACAUAUGCAGAAAUACAAUAGUACAAAGCAACUGUAGCACCCAUAAAUAACACAAGCAUAAUAUGGCAACAUACACAACAAAAUGUAAAAAAUGUCCCUUUAUGCACAUUAGGGACUUAUUUCCCUAAUGUACCGAGUAACUUCGAAUAAGGAAAAACAAGAUCAGAUUUCAACCCAUUUUAAAGUGAAACGUUAGACAAUAGCUUGUUGAAAGCAGAUGUCAUGGAGGUCUUGUGUGAUGUGCAUUAAAUUUAAUAACAAUUUGACAAUUAUUUUGUGUAUUUUAACUGCUGGCUGACCUGAGGUUAACAGAGACUACAAACAUGGGCAGAUCCAGUGGAGAGGAGGAGUUGGGUACCAAUCUGGCUUCCUUUCACUGCUCAUUUGUGCUUAUAGUAUUUGCACAAUGACAAAGAAGUGUAAAGGAUGAGGAACAGAUGUGACCUCACCGCCUGUCACUAGCUGACCGCCUGUCACUUUAAGAACACAGAUCAAGGAAUAAGUAAAGAAAUGGAGAUUCAUAAAAUCUCCCAUAUGUGAAAAACACGGCUAUUGCCUUGGCAGAGCUUUCGUUAUCAGAACUGGUGCAUUCUCUGUGCCAGAAAAUUUUUAUGAGUCAACAGCCCUUCUUCGUUAUACGCUUGUGCAAAUCAUUGAUUUUAAAUAUCAAACUCCAAAAUAUUAAUCCUCAUUAUUUGUAGAAUACUGUAACAAGGAAACGGACGAUGUGUAUCACCGAGCCAUGUGCUAAGUGUUAUUCUAAGUAAAUGGGUGUGUUUACAUCCCGCGAGGACUGGAGCUUGGCACCGCUGAUGCGCUGUGCAUGAUGCAAUGAUAAGUGUGAUAGAGUGGAAAUUGCACUGUAUAUAGGAAUACCACUGUAAUAGUUCCACAUGGUUGGUUUAGUAGAGCCAAGAGAAUUACAUCUAACAUUUCGGAUCCUGGAAGGCUUCAAUUUAAUAACAUUACAUCAGAUAAAGUAUAUUUGCCUAAACUGUGACAUAUUGGGAAUACAUGUUUUUAGUUAUGUAUGGCUUAAAUAAGCAGGUCUAAAUAUAUGUUUUUAAGUCUGUUACAGUUAUAAUUGAUAUUGCAAUGUUGUGAAAACUGACUAACUUAAAAAAAACGGAAAAAAAAACCGGAAAGCAUCGUAAUAACCAGAAUGAUACAUUCCCUGACCCUAACAUACACUGGAGGUUCUGUAAAUCCCACCUCUGGCGGAAAAUGGUGAAGCUUCUGGCCACAGGAAAUGAAGAAUUGGGGGCACAAACAGAACAUGCAUUGCAUAAUGGGCAUGCUGCUGUAAAAAUAACCAAGUAUAUGCACACUCAACAUUAAUCCAAAAUAAUUUCAAAUGUUGCAAUGCUGCUUAAAAUCACCUACCUUAACAAAUACAGUAAAUAUGAUGAUUUGAUGUUCACAACAGCAUUCUUGGCAAAGGUAAUUCUAUUUUAUUUUAUUUUCAUUUUUUUUUUUAUCAGCUGCCUAUAAAUGACACAUAUACUUUUAUUAGUAUUAAAAUAUGACUUAAAUUCAAUAAACACUAGACUUGGAGAUUUGUUUCAUUGCUAGAAACAAUUUGAUGGUUCAAAUUCUAGAACUCUGAGCCGAAACAUGAGCCAAGCUAAACACACAAUGUUUGUUUUUGUCUCCUAAAAAAAGAGAUAUUUGAUUGGAUAAAAAGUUUAUUGCGGCCAGGGGACAGUUACUGAAUGUUUGUUUUAUUCAUAAAUCAAGUAAGAAGUGACAAAUAUAGGAAAAAAGGAGGAGCAGUUGUAGCUUUAGGAAAGCUGAUGGCCUCCAAGACUAACCUCUACCUCACAUACCUGUAUCUUGCUCUCUCCUAAAGGGCAGCCCACCUUAUUUGACUGCAAAUUCCUGUCCUAAUGUGUUUUACACCCCACCUCCUAUAGAAUGUAAGUUCGGUUGAGCAGGUUCCUCUUCAACCUAUUGUUCCUGUAAGUUUUUUGUAAUUGUCCUAUUUAUAGUUAAAUCCCCCUCUCAUAAUAUUGUAAAGCACAACGGAAUCUGUUGGCGCUAUAUAAAUGGCAAUAAUAAUAAUAAUAAUAAUAAUAGCGGACCACGGGUAACCCGACUGGUUACCUCCGCUUAUUCCUUCCUUCAGCCACUCUGGAACCACUAAAGCAUAGAGACAUCCAUGCCCCCAGUAACCAGACAAAAAAAAAAACAUAGUUCUGGGAGUCAAUUCCAAUAAACUGAGGUUUAUUGGAACACACACAGCUUUUAUGCACAGACCCCUACAUGGGGUCUCCCAUACAAUAAUACAGGGCUUUUUCUCCCAGCAUCCUCUACAGAAACAUAUACAAUAUUCUAAAACACUCCAAAAAUAUAUUUUCAAAAGGGGCUAAUUUGAUUGCAUGGCAGGUCAGAGUUUACAAUCCAAACUCCUCUUUGAAGCUGGGACCCCAACUGAGUCACUCUGCAAGGUGUGAUAAGUCGCACACAAGUGGCCUUAUCACUUACAUUGAUAAAAUACUUGUCAUAGGAAAGAGAAUUAAUUGGCCAUUACCUUUUGUAUUUUACCUUCCAAGGUCAAGUUAAAGAAAAAAGUAACAUAUAUGUGUUUCCAGAGCCUGUUAAAAAGGAAAGAUUGUAAAAAAACUGGAGGUUUAUUGCACCUGUGGAAUAGAUUAAUUUAAAAUAGUAGUUUUAAUGUGCUAGUUUUCUUGUUUGCUGCACAUCAGUCAGUAAGAAAUAAUACCAGCUUUUACAGUGAACUUUAUAUCGUUAUUCAAUGACUCUGCCUUAACUUAACAGAAUAAUAAAGCUGUAUAGCUCCACACAGAGGAAUUAAAGUUAUUGGUAUUCUUGAGAAUUCUCAGGUUUUCAUUCCUCGUCUCAGGGCUUUUACUGCUUUCUAAGCGGGGUAUAUUUUAAGGAUCUCAAUGUCUGCAGGUAUCUAACUCAUUUUAAAAUGAAAUCAUUGUUUAAACAGAGAUGAUAUAAUAAUGGAUAUCUAAAGUAUGGAUAUUGAAGAUAAAAGCACUACUGUUUGUGUGUAUGUGUAUAUAUAAUUUUUAGCUCAUUAAGAAUUAUAAUUUUAAUACAUCUCUAUAUCUUCUAGGCUAACGAGAAAAUAUCGAGACGGAGAACAGGAGAAAGAUCGUACUCUUCUUAAAUCCAUUCUAAAAGCUUGGAAAGAGAUUAAAUCCCUUCGAGAAUUUCAAAGGUUUACCAACACCCCGGUGAAACUCUAUUUACGAAAGUAGGUUCAUUUCGGAGGUUUAUUAUGUUGUGUUUUCUCAUCAAUAACUUGUCUGUGUGAAUGGAUACCAAUCAUAAAAUCACUGUUUUAGUGUUGUAACACAUUAGUCACACAACAUGAGAAUAGUUAAAUUUAGAAUAUGUUUUUUGUAUCCCUUCACCGUGAAAUGCAUGCACAAAACCACAAAGUAUUCUUGGAGUGGAAUUAAAAACACCAGUCAAAUUUGUCACCAUGUCGUAACUGGGAUAGAGGCUGGCAAGCAAGACAAGAGGCACUGAUGAUAACCAUAUUAAUUUUACAGCUUUUGCAGCAUUUGUAAAGUUUAAAACGUGGAUCUUCUGUUUCUUUCAAUGUUGCCAGCUUUUUUUAGACAUGCUUGAUGUUAUUUGUUUGGCAACGAUUUUUGCAGAUCCACGUAAUGUUUACCACCAAAGAUUCUACAUUUGCUUAACAUAUGUUGAGCAGGAUUUGGUAAAGUUGUCUUUCAUAGAAACAAACUAAUGGUAAAUAGAAACCUUUUAGUCUGUUGAAUUGCUGAGCCAUGCACAUAGUGAUAUCAUGCUAUGGGGCUUACAGGUUCCUACUGGUGCAUUUAUAGGGGAAUAGUGAUUUGCAUCUCAUCCUAUGGUUCUUAUUAGUCUGUGUUUGUCUUGACAUUAAGGGAAGAAGUUAAGAGAAAAGUCGAUGAGGAAGAAUAUGAGGCAGAAAUUCAGGCUGAGAUACAUGAACUUAUGGAAGAAUAUACAGAGGAGUAUGAAAAGAGUAUGACUCAAUAUAAGAAUAACCUCCAGCAAUGGAAAGCAUGGAGAAGAGCACAGGUAUGAAGGACCUACACAAAGAUAUUGGAAUGUAUUCUUCAUAAACUAAACAGCUAGCCCAAUACAGCCAAAAUAUGGAUGCAACUGAUAUUGCUAAUAUUGAAAUGGAACCUCUGCAAUAGCACUCUGGGGCCAGACUGUGUUUGCCUCACCUUGCAUGUAGUUCAGGGGUAGACAGCCUUGGGCACUUCACAUAUAGUGGACUUCAUGUCUCAUAUUGUUCAUGCAGCCAUAAAUGCUGGCAAUGCAUAUUGGGAAAUGUAUUCCUCAACAUCUGUAGCGCCGCAAACUGGAGCAUCCGCAGCCUGGCCUCCGCUUCCUAUUGCAGUAGUUCCAUUUUAACUGUUAUAAAGGGUUGCCUAACCUGAUCUGACUAAGAAGGGAUGCAGUUAUUAAUGGGCUUAGAAUGCCCUUUCAAACAGUUAAACGCUGUUUUUCCUGGAAUAUUUAACAUUAUGUUUACUUACUCCCUGCAUUUCACAAAUAUGAAUUUGGGAGGUCUAAAAAAAUAAAAUAUUCAUUGCUUUUAAUUCUAUUCUGGAACUAAGCGCCUCCAUCAUUGUUCUAAGCUCUGACAUUUUCUGUCAUUGAACAUAGUACCUGGAGGUGGAGAUACAGAAGCAAUGUUUCUAUUUCUCCUCUUCAAUGCAAUGUAUGCCUUGGCCGUGUCUGGACUGAACUGCAUUGUGGCACCAUUUGCUUAAUCUUUAUUUUUGAUUUAAAAUAAAAAUGGAGCAUCACAUGAAAAAUGUGAACACAAUUUAUAGGAGAUUCUCCUUCUAUUCAGUGGUGUAAUUUCCAGAAAAUUGGUGGUUCCCCUUUAAGGAAUUAUGCUUGUGAUUUUUCCUUAAGAUGAAUUAAUUUGUUUUAUUUACCAACCCAUGGCAAUAGAAGAAGAAGAAGAAGAAAGAAAGCGAUGAACAGGAAGAUGAGGCAGAUCCUGCUUAUUUAGGAGAGGAGCCAGUGAAACCUUCACCACCUAUAAUGACGGAUACACAGGAAGUCGAACAGCUGGUUCGAGACAAAGCAGCUAACAUCAGGAGGAAACCUGGAGAGCCAAUCCUUAUACCUGAACUUAGCCUGUCUGGAACCAUCACUCCAAAUGAUAUGUGUCCAAGGUAAAUGGAAUAACUCCUUCAUUGGCAAACUAUUUUAGGGUGUUUGCAGAUUUAUUUUUACUUGUGCGUUUGAAAUGCAGAAAAAAAAAUAUAAUGCCAAAUGUAAAGAAGAUCCAAUUCAUUAUGAUAUUUUACUGUAGUCACUUUGCCUGCCAAUAAUACAUGAAGUAUAUGUUUGAUUUUUCUCUUGACGUUCCAGGGCGGAAGUGCAGAGACGUGAAGACGUUCAGAAGCACUCCAUGUUUGUAAAAAUUCUUUUCAACAAUAAAGAAGUUUCCAGGACUGUGACAAACCGGUUAGGAUCAGAUUUCCGAGUCCAUCUUGGACAAAUAUUUAAUUUGCAGAUCUUUAAUUGGCCAGAGAGUAUUAAGCUGCAGGUAACCUUGCACAUGCUACGUAUUCUUUUUCUUGUGUUUUCUUGAUCCCAAAUGAAGGAUUUCCAUCCCAGCCACUCUUACUCACGUGCAUUCAUUGCAUUCCUCCAUAAACAACUUGAUUCAUACAAGCAAAUAGCUGGGAAUUCUAAAUCCGAAAUGUUUCAUCCAUUUAAAAAAAAAAAAAGAAAAAAAAAAAAAAAGUGAAAGAUUUUUUUUAUUUUGAAUGAAUUGAUCUUGUUUUGAACAAAUUGAUUUGUUUAUGGAUGAAUACAGCAAAUGCACAUGUCUAAUGUUUGGACACAUAAGAGGGGCCCUAAUCCAAAUAAAAAGGAACAUUUAAAUGUUUUUUUCCAUAAAAUAUUUAAUUAAUAAAAAAACCAUUGGGUCGCUGUUUCUCUUUUAGUGUGUAUGGAUUGUAAGUUAUUCAGACCAUGAAAGGACCUGUCCUAUUACUAGGUUCAGACUUUUUUUUAUAUAGACAUUCACACACUUUCUGGAUGAACAUUUGUAAAUCUUCCAACAGAUAAAUGAACAUUGGUAACCGUGUGACAUGGGAGCAUGUUCUACCCAUGCAGCAGACAAUACUGAUUGCAAAAAGUUACUAAAUUCAAUAUAGUAGGCCAUAAGAAAUAACUGAGCAGAGUAAAAAAUGUGAUAUUCUCUUAACGUCUUUAGACCCUUUGUGAACAGGAAAUGCAGCCAAAAAUAACCAACUAUUUAUUUAAAAAGUUGCACUGGCAUGUUUAUUGUUACAGAUUUUUGAAAGUGGUGGGCUUAGCAGUACCACACUGCUAGCAGAAGUGUUUAUCCCUAUUCCUGAAACCACCGUGCUAACUGGAAAAGCCCCCGUGGAAGAAGUGGAAUUCAGCAGUAAUCAACGAGUAAUGUUCAAUCAUGAAGGUGUCGGCAGCGGUAAGCCUACACCACUUGCUAAACAAAUUAGAUUAAAUUCGGCACUGUAUAGUAUUACACCUUACCUACUUGUACUAGAUCUGGAAUAUUGUUUCUAUUGCCAGCAUCUAUACUUCGUUACAUUUCAGUAAACACACUGUUUGUUUAGCCGCUAAAGGGGGAACGGAGACUGCCGUCUAUCUCUCUUUUUGCGAUUUACCACGAUAUUACUGAGAAACAAUCUUACAGUUGCCACUAUAACUAUAUCUUACAUCACACCUUAUGAUGUUAGAAUUAUCCCAAGAUUCUGUAUACCUUUCGAUUAUUAUGUUCAUUGGCUUGUUGUAAAUAUAGCGUUUAGUCGAUGGUCUCCCACGGAUUUAUAUGCACAAUUUUGGAUUUGUAUGUUAUUCACAAUUGCCAGCCACUAUAGAAGCCGAUUGGCAUGGGUUUAUUUGUUACAGCUAUUGUCCUAUUACCAGUUGAGACAAAACAUUGUGCCAAUCCUCAAUGUGAUAUAUUAGCCCACUAGUGCAUACCAUUAUUUUAAUAUUUUCUUUUGGUAGAUAUGUAUAUUUUUGUUUUCAGGGUGGUGGUGUCGUAUACAUAUAUAUAAGCUUUAUUCUACAUGUGUAUUAAAAGUUAAGUUUUAUGGUUAUACCUGCCUAUUUUUAGUUCCAUUCUAUAGGGACACUAGUUACCUACUAUCCCUUCCUCCUGUCUUUGACGUCUUAGUUGUGUGCUUGUUUUCCCAGGAACCAUCAGCACGUUAAAGGGACACUGUAAACAAAUAAACAACGUUAGCUUAGUGGAGUGCUUUUGGUGUAUAGAUAGAAACAUAGAAUGUGAUGGCAGAUAAGAACCAUUCGGCCCAUCUAAUCUGCCCAAUUUUCUAAAUACUUUCAUUAGUCCCUGGCCUUAUCUUAUAGUAAGGAUAGCCUUAUGCCUAUCCCACGCAUGCUUAAACUCCUUUACUGUGUUAACCUCUACCACUUCAGCUGGAAGGCUAUUCCAUGCAUCCACUACCCUCUCAGUAAAAUAAUACUUCCUGAUAUUAUUUUUAAAUCCUUUCCCCUCUAAUUUAAGACUAUGUCCUCUUGUUGUGGUAGUUUUUCUUCUAUUAAAUACAGUCUCCUCCUUUACUGUGUUGAUUCCCUUUAUGUAUUUAAAUGUUUCUAUCAUAUCCCCCCUGUUUCGUCUUUCCUCCAAGCUAUAAAUGUUAAGUUCCUUUAACCUUUCCUGGUAAGUUUUAUCCUGCAAUCCAUGAACCAGUUUAGUAGCCCUUCUCUGAACUCUCUCUAAGGUAUCAAUAUCCUUCUGAAGAUACGGUCUCCAGUACUGCGUACAAUACUCCAAGUGAGGUCUCACCAGUGUUCUGUACAAUGGCAUGAGCACUUCCCUCUUUCUACUGCUAAUACCUCUCCCUAUACAACCAAGCUUCUGCUAGCAUUUCCUGCUGCCCUAUUACAUUGUCUGCCUACCUUUAAGUCAUCAGAAAUAAUCACCCCUAAAUCCUUUUCCUCAGAUGUUGAGGUUAGGACUCUAUAAAAUAUUCUGUACUCUGCCCUUGGGUUUUUACGUCCAAGAUGCAUUAUCUUGCACUUAUCCACAUUAAAUGUCAGUUGCCAAAAUUCUGACCAUUUUUCUAGUUUACCUAAAUCAUUUGCCAUUUGGCUUAUCCCUCCUGGAACAUCAACCCUGUUACAUAUCUUAGUAUCAUCAGCAAAAAGGCAUACCUUACCAUCAAGACCUUCUGCAAUAUCACUAAUACAAAUAUUAAAGAGAAUGGGUCCAAGUACAGAUCCCUGAGGUACCCCACUGGUGACAAGUCCAAGCUUCGAAUAUAUUCCAUUAACUACAACCCUCUGUUGCCUGUCACUCAGCCACUGCCUUACCCAUUCAACAAUAUUCAAAUCCAAACUUAAAGAUUGCAGUUUAUUGAUAAGCCUUCUAUGUGCAACAGUGUCAAAAACCUUACUGAAAUCUAGGUAAGCAAUGUCUACUGCACCACCCUGAUCUAUAAUUUUAGUUACCCAAUCAAAAAAAUCAAUAAGAUUAGUUUGGCAUGAUCUCCCUGAAGUAAACCCAUGUUGUCUCUGAUGUUGAAAUCCAUGUGUUUUUAGAUGUUCAUCAAUCCUAUCCUUUAACAUGGUUUCCAUCACUUUCCCCACUACUGACGUAAGGCUUACUGGCCUAUAGUUGUCCGACUCCUCCCUAUUACAUUUCUUGUGAAUGGGCACAACAUUCACUAACUUCCAAUCUUCUGGGACUACUCCUGUUAACAAUGAUUGGUUAAAUAAAUCUAUUAAUGGUUUUGCUAGUACACCAUUAAGCCCUUUUAAUAACUUUGGGUGUAUUCCAUCAGGUCCCAUUGAUUUACUUGUCUUUACUUUUGACAGUUGAAAUAGAACCUCUUCCUUUGUAAACUCACAUGUAACAAAUGACUAAUUUGUCCUUUUUCCUAACUGAGGCCCUUUUCCUUAAUUUUCAUCUGUAAAUACAGAUGAUGGUCCUGUAGUCUAACUGCUCGAUUCUCUUUCAUUUAGAUUUGUUUUGUUUUUUUAAAUAGUUUUUUUUCAUUAAGGCAAUAGUCACAAGCAGAGGCAGGUCACAGGCUACAAUUUCUUGGCUUUAAAUCAUGCUCCAAGAGCUUGGAACAUUUAGAAUGUGUUGCCUUCUGCUCUGUUAAUAGUCUGCUAGAGACUGCAGGAACCCCCUGCAGUCUCUGCAGAAACAGAAACAAAUGUGAUUUUAACUCUUAAAUGGCAGAGAAUUGAGCAGUGAGGCUGCACAGUCAUGAUCUAUACACCAAGACUGCUUCAUCAAGAUAAAGUUGCUUUGGUCCUUAGAGUGUCCCUUUAAACAUUGAAGGAUAGGUUCGAAAGGUAGCUAAAAGCUAAAUUGUCCAUGACUGUAUUUCCAGAUCAGGACUGUAGUGUCUCUAUUACAGGGUUUUAUUUUUUGUACUCUUCCAAAGAUUUCCGCCUCGGCCAGAUGGCUGUUUCUUACAUGUAUGUGUAGAGUAUUUUUGAUGUUAUCCUCAAAUUUCACUUCUACAAAUUCUUUGAUCUGGUUAAUCUGUUUUCGGUAAUUCUAUCUUUCCAUCAUGACAUUUUUAUAUCUUAUAUACAUGCACCAUGUACUGGGGUGCAAGUGGUCUGUGUAGUGGAUGUAACAGUGAGUGUAUUGUAGCAUGUGUUCAUUUUACUCUAUGAUCUAGAGUUGCAAAUAAUUUCUCUUCUCAUCCUUCUUUUAUAUUGUUAGAUGUACCAUUUUCUUUUGAGUCCGAUGGUAGCAAUAAGAUGUCUUUAAUGACUUCAGGAAAAGUGUCUUACUGUGUUUCUUGGGCUGUUGGAGAAAAUGGAGUACCUUUGGUCCCUCCCAUAUCACAACAAAUUAUCAACAAUCAAAGGUAAAAAAAAAACCCCACCUGUGUUUACACUUUGUGAUGCAUAUAGGGGCAUUGUUAUGGUCAAAAAAUAUAUGGGACUUGACCUAAAAAAUAAAUUAAUGACCCCACCCUUGCCCUUCCCCAUUCCACAGCUUAACUUUACUUUGUGGCAAUUGGUAAAUGAUUACAAUGACCUGUUUGUUAUGUAAAUGUAUUUAUUUUCAUCCAUACAUUUUCUACCAAUUUAGGAAAAACCAUUCAUAGAUAUCAGCCUUCAUAUCCUUUUGCAUAACAAAUUCACAGAUUAAUUCUAUAUUAUAGAAUGUCAUCCAUUAAUGCAAGAAGAGCUCAGGUCCCUUGAAUCUCAUUAAAGGGGCACUAUAGUGUCAGGAACAAAACCGUGCAUUCCUAAAACACUAUGGUUCUAAAACCACUGUUUAGGUGGUCUGCCCUCCUUAGAAAGGUUAUUUACUCAAAUUUUUCCAGCACUGCAUCUAGACGCUGAACUUUUUCUAUAGAGAUGCAUUCUCUAUGAGAAGAUUCUGAUUGGCAAGAGUGGUGCUUGGCUCCACCUUCUUGGAUGACAUAGUCAAAAUUGAUGAUAUCAGCCAAUUACAAUGCUUUCCCAUAGGAAAGCACUGUAUUAGCUGAGUUCUUCAAUUUCCGAUGAUAUCAGCCAAGGGGGUGGAGCUGUGGGCGCGGUCAAACGCCACGCCACCAUGGCCAAUCAACACCUCCUCGUAGAGAAUGCAUCACUAUGGAGAAAGUUCAGCAUCUCCAUGCAGAGCCUAAGAAGUGGCCACUUGAGGUGUUCCUAGGGAGCAAUGUAAACACUGCCUGGUAGUGUUAACAUUAAAAAGCCUGCAGGGACUGACUAUACUCACCAGAACAAAUCCAAGUAGCUGGUGUUUAUAUAUUUUGACAUUUUUGCACAGUUCACCAACAGAUAUCACAUCAUCAUGUAUGCGACAUCCGCCAAAGAGUAUACCGAUAAUGGUGCAUAUUAUAACAUAGGGGAAAAAAGGAAACUGAACGGAGGGUUUUUCUAUAGGUAGUAUAAAAGAGCUCAGCCAAAAAGAGUGCCACAAUAUUUCUAUUGACAAUAGUCACUAUUACUAUAGAUAACAGACCAUAUAUGAUACCUCACAUUAAUUCUGACUAAUUAAAUAUGUACUGAAUAACUGGAGGUGGGAGUAUAGUGAAGACAUGUAAGAUAUUGCCAUGCAGUGGUGAGAUGGAUUUAGAAAUAGACUAGGAAAAAAAAAAAAAAACUAUAAAACAGAAAAACAAAGUGUCUUGGUAAACUACGAAGCCAUCAGGCUUCCAUUCAGGCGGUAGUUUCAGGUCGUUGUAGCAACAUAUGCGUCUUCACUGACUCCUCUUGGGAUAAACGGUGUAACUGAGGAUGGAUCCCAGUGAUGUAGAGGUGUUAUGGAUGGGACUCCUCUAAGAGAAUUCAAUGGUAAGCCCAGGUUUUCAAGCAUGGCUUUUGCGAAAUCCCGGAUAGGUCUUUGUGAACUGCCAUGAGACUCAUAGAGUGUGCAGGAAAGGUUCCAAAGAUAGCGACUAUUACGUUCUCUGAGAAUGGUGGUGAAGGAGCGAAGAGAUCUUCUACAAGCCAGCAUUCCAGAAGAAAAGUCUGCAAAGAAGGUGCUUUGCAUAGAUUCGAACUGGAAAGAAGAUUUUUUUCUAAUGGCUGCGGCCUUCUUUCUGCCGGAUUUGAAUUGGACCACCAUAUCGUGUGUUGCUGUUGCGGGUGCUCUGCCCAGUUUCGGGAGCCUGAAAAAUCCUUCCAGGUGUACUUAGCCUGCUUAUGGAUAAGGCCAUAAAAAGUCUCCUCAGACUUCUGCCGCCUCUAUAUAAUCGGAAAUGCCUCAUCUCGAGGUUAUUUCUGCAGCAUGCAUCCUCGAGCUUCGCUAUAUGCCGCUCCUUUAGCCCCAAAGUGUGCUGCAUCCUGGGAAGAUUGCUCCAAGGAAGCAAAUCACUGUAGGUGACCCCUCAUGGCAUUUUCCACCGUCUGGAGUCGUCCCAUGAGGCCAGAGAGGUCUGACCUGAGUGCCACCAGGGUCGUGGUCUGCAUAUCAGGCAACAGAUUUUUCAUCACAGCUGUGGUGAUCGGGGAAGAGUCUAUCGGCUCUGGAGCACUGGCAGCUUUUGAACGUGCUGGCAAGCAAUUUGUCAUUCUCACCAUCUGCUUAUAACUCCUCCAAGAAAUCUGAGCGGCCGAAGAAGGAGGCCACCAUAGGCCCCAUGGUUCCCCUGGCCGCUCUAGUCUGGCGAAAGAGAUCUCCAAUAUAGCCUGGGCUUUUUUUUGUUUUGAGGCCCAUCCCUAGUAGGGUGAUCCUGGAUCACGGUAAUUCCUCGGUCAGAGGUACAAAAAUGUGUGAAAUACACCGAAAUUUCACUUUUGAACUAGGAACUACGGGAUUACACGUCCAUCCCCUCAAAGGCUUGACUCCGCCCCCUAAUGUUCAUACAUUAUGGGAUAGUCUGCUAGUUUGAUGAUGUAGUAAUCCUAAAAUGUCAAUGCUGCCAGUGCAAUUGGUACUUUUUAUACACAGCACCACAGGAGAUGCCAAUAACUUCAUCAUUAGCCUGUCCAACCUUAGGCAGCAGUCAUAUGCUGAGACUAUUAAAUUAAUAAUAAAAAAAUAAAAAAGAGCAACAGGGACAAAUACUGAUAUUUUUAUUUUUUUACUUUGGUAAUAUCUUGAUGGUAAAGCUCAAAUGAGGAAUGUAGAUGUAUUCAUAAUGGAACAGUCAAAUACCUUAAAUAAGGAAAUAAAAUAUAUAUAUGUAUAUUGCAAAAGAGAGAGAGAGAGACUGGAGAAAAAAAAUGUUUUUUUCAUUUUUCCCUAUCUGCGUCAUGGAAUGCCAAUGUGAGCUGUCAUUGAGCACUGACUUAAAGCAGUAAUUAAACCCCACCCUCACUAAUACAUUACUGAAUUCUACACUGAUUUGGAGCACCACAGCCAUCUGCUUUGGAGGUGAACGAACUGGUUCCCCAUAUGGACUUUGCUAAUUUAUACAAUGUUCAGCCAUAUCCAUCUGCUGGGCAUGAGGAGCAGGGAUGAAUUUUUAUGUAAUUUUUCUACAAAUCUGUUGAUUUUUAAGUAAAUAUGUGUAGUUUUACAUGUAUUCAUUUUUAUUUUAAAUUGUUCGGGAUUCAAAUACAAGUGUUGAAGAUCAACAUGAAGCUAUAAUUUCUAUUUAAAUAAAAAAAGGCUACACUGCCAAAACUACAUCACCCAGAGCAGAAUGAUUUCACUGAUUACUUUUAUCUACUUAUAUAUUUUACUUGGCUCUAUCUCUUUGGGUUUUUUUUUUUUGGUUUUUUUUUACAGUGUCCAACAACAUAGGCAGUAGAUCUUUGUUGAGAAGGUAUGCCCUUGCUCUUGUAUAUUAUCUUAAACAAACCUGCUUUUCCAUUUUAGAGCGUUCAACAGAACGGAUGCAGUUGCAUCUAUAGGAGCAUCUGGAUUAGCGGAUAUGAAGAAAUUAGCCAAAUGGGCUGCAGAAUCCAAACUUGAUCCAAAUGAUCCCAACAACGCAGCUCUCAUGCAGCUUAUAAUGGUAAUAAGAGAGACACAGAAAAUAUAUCCAUACAUAAUGCUGUUUUAUUUGUGCUUUUUCCUGACGUUUGAAUGAAUUAAGGAAACAUAAUCUACAGUCAAUGUAUUAUAUUAUGUCAUUAUCUUUUUGCCAUUACAAUAAUAAGAUAGGAUGACGAUAUUCUUAUGAGAGAAUAAAAAAAAGAAAUCACUUGCAACUGAUGUGAUUUGUCUGGAACUCAAAGUAAACACUAAAGUGAAUUUUAAAUCUUCAGCCAAAAUACCUGCCAACAUAGCGGAUUAAGAGAAUAUUUUUCAGUUUUGGUCUAAAAUUUAAAAUUCACUUGACAAUUCAUAAAACGUCUGUAGCUCUAAUGGCUAAACAUGGCACAGCACAUUUGUGUGAAUUAGAUUUUUCAUUUAGGUUAUCCAUAAAAAUACAUUGUUAUUGGAACAGUGUUCAUCUACUUUCCCCAGUGUCAUAAAAUAUCAGUGCUGUCCUAAAAUAUCAGUGCUUGCAGUGUUAUUGGUACCUUUUACAUACAGCCCUAUGAGAAAUACCAAUUAUUUCAUCAUUAGCCUGUCCAAUGUUAAGCAGCAGUGAUAAUCUGAGAUUAAGAUAAUUUGCCUCUCAUGCUCAUAUCACCGGUGCCAUCCAAAUCCAUGACUAAGGGGCUGAGCUUUAGGCGCCAGGGGAGCCCCAGUUUUUGUCAAACUACUCAAAAGAAUGGGAUGGGACCUGAAGACAUUUUUUGGCUAGCUUGGGGAAUACAUAACUGAAUUUCUAGGUUAUCCAUCAGUGAUAAAUUGUUAUUGGAAUAAUGUUUAUCCCCUUUCCCCACAUCAUGCUUAUAACUGCAAUAAAAUGUUGAAGGGCAGCUCAAAAAUGCUGUUUUAAAACCUCAAUUCUCAUACCUGUAGGGUUUGCCCACUUAACAUGUGAAUACCCAUAUUCUAUCAAUAAUAAAUUAGGUUGUUAAUACCUACAGAGGCACCAAGUGAUGAUUUUUUCUAUUUUUUAUUUUUAAUAUUUUUUUAUUUUAUAAAAAAAGUCUUAUAUGACUCCUAUGCCUUACCAGUAACACUCAGUUUAAUUACAUUGCAUUUGGCUGGUUGAGUCUCAUGGUAAAAUGUAGUCAGCGAGAACUGCAGUACUUAAGGUAGGGCAUCUGAGGUCACUACUAAAAAGCUUAGUUCAAUUUCUAAAUGCAGAGUAUUAGACAAAGUCCACCUGGCUGGGGAGCAGUGCUUUCAGUUCCUGCCUGGGUGAGACUGCAGUGGAAAGCUGUUUGCCGGGGUGAGUGAGUGUGGAUAGGACGUAAACUGCUGUGUUCAUAAUUUAAAGGACAUAAACAACAUGUUUGAUCAAACAGACACAUCACAAGGUGUAGUUUAAAAAAAAUAGUUAAAAACCCCAACAGAAAUUUUUUUUAUUAUAUAGUUUUAUUUUUUUUAUUGCAAGAAAAACUGGUGGACGAGCCUCCACCGGUACUUUGGACAUGUAUUCUCCCAUCUCUGUUUCCACGUUUUGUAGAGUUCUAUGUUGAAAUAAAAUCUAAAUUAAGAUGAUUUUUUUUUUUUUCAAUUUGAUUUACAUACCUGACACUUUGAAGGUGCAAUUUUAAAACAAAUAAAGUUCUGAAGAAGAAUCAGUAGGGUUGAAUUAAAAAAUACAUAUCCCAAAACUUUAAACAUUUCUGGAGCACUGUAGUACUCAUUAUGGGAAAAUUUUAAAUAAUUUUGUGCAAGCUACCACUCAUCCUAGAGAAGGCUGUCCACUAAAAAUCAAUGACCAGGUAAGAUAAGCAGCCAAAGUUAAUCAUCAAAGAGCUGGACAGAUCGCAGGUGACUUGUAAGAUCAGUGGGACACCUUUUAAUCAUGAUGCUCCACCAAACAGAAAUUCAUAAACACGUGUUGAGGAAGAAAACAUAUAUCAUAUCCCAUUUAGAGUUCGCUAAAAGGUAUGCAUGAGACACGGGUAACAUGCAGAAAAAAAUUCUCGGGUCUGACAAAGUUUUAAAUGUAAUUUAUUGGUCUGUGUAAAACCUUUAUUUGCUGAGUAGACUGAAGGCUUCGUAUGUUCAUUAGAACACCGUCAUCACAGUGUGGGAUGUAUAGUUGAAGCAUAUUGUAAGGAUGCUUUUUAUCUGAAGAGACUCAGAAGUUUGGCAUGGUUCAGGAAAUGGAUGGAGCCAUAUAAAAGGAUGUUGUAGAGGACACCUGAGAUUGGGGCAGAUGUUUCACCUUCCAACAAGAAAAUUACCUCACAUUGUCACUGAAGAUGUUUGAUAACAAGAAUUUGAAUAUCUUAAAAUUGACUACUUAAAGCUUGGACCUCUGUCUAAUUGAGAAUAUUCACCAGCUAUCUUUAUCCAAGCUGACAGAGCUUUAGCAAUUGUGCCAAGAAGUAUUGUAAAAAAGGCAGGGUCCAGAUGUGCAAAAAAAACCUCUUACCAGGGUUAUUUACCAAAGUGAGAAUUUAAGUAAAUUGUAAAUUUACGGUCAUAUUGGCUGAACUGGAAAAUUAUGUCAGUCAGCUACACUUUUAAUCCAGCAACUCUGAAUUUAAAUCUAAAAUGUAAUAAUUGCACAACCAACAAAUGUCUGUUUUUUUUUUGUGGGGUAUUCUUUUUAUAAUCUUUAAUGCCACCUUAUAGCGCUAUAAAAUGUGGCAAACAAUCAGGUGGCAAGUACAGUGACGUAGUUUGUUAGGUAAUCAGUUGGUCAUCAGUGUAAUCAAGGCUGCAUUUACUGGCUUGCCAUUUUAACAGUCAUCCUAUAUAUACAUGUACCAGGGUUCUAUAUAAUAUUAAUAAUAAUAAAACCACUUUAGCUAGAGGAAGUCCAGAUAAAAAGUUACUUGUGAAACAUUCAAAAAUAUCAUCUCUUACAUAGCUAAUUAUGCAUCAUUUUCUGGAAAUCUUUUUAGAUUGCAAAUACUGGAGAUGCCUAUGUUCCGGAAUUUUUCAGACUCGAGCAGCUACAAAAAGAGUUUAAUUUUGUGUCUGAUGAAGAAUUAAACAGAUCUAAAAGGUUUAGACUGUUACAACUGCGCAACCAGGAGGUACCAGAAUUUAAUAAUUAUAAACUUGUGCCUAUAAAGGAGCGGGAGAUCCCUGAAAAGAUGUUUCUGGUAAGUACAAGAACCGUAUCUCUCUGUACAAAAUACAUUCGAUGAAUAUAGGUCAUGUAUUAAUUUCAGGAACAGUAAACUAGUUUGUUCACGGAGUUUAGAGACUACAGUUUCUUCAAAACAGAAUCUAUAUGCAUGUGUCUGCACCUUAGGAAUGAACAACAUGUUUCAAAAAUUAAAUGACAUCCCUAAAGACCUAAAUUUGUUAACCAUAUAAUUCAGAUUAUAGGUUGGUUUUCAAAAUGUAUCAAGUCAUGAGAAUUAUGGCAAAUGUGUCUUGAUCUGAAUCAACAGUAUCAAAGCCAACUCUUGUCUCCUGUGUCACAUCUGGUAAAUCUUGACCCUAAAGUAUGCAGGUGGCAAUAGGAAGCUUGAUCUGUUUGAAGGAUUUCCAGUUUUCACUUUACAUUUCGUAGUGUAAAAAAAAGAUCAUUUUACAAGGUUUACUCAUAAUGCUGGUAGCCUGCAAGAACACAACACUAGUUCAGCCAAGUAGCUAUGUAAUGAUGUUUGCGAAUAUUCUUGGAAUAAUUCCUACAACAGAAUGUUCCCCAGUGCUAUUACAUAACAUAAGAGUAUAUCUGGCUACAGCACUGGUUUCUAGUGAAAUGAAUCUAGAUCGUUAGAGCUCACAUUAUCAAGAAUAAUUAAGGUUCUUGUAUUUUCCACCAUGAAGGAAUAUGAGAAGAAAUUGCGUGAACAGGAUGUAAGCACUGCUGAGAAUCAUUUGGAUGCGCGCCGAGUCCUGGUUGCCAAGUAUCUUCAGAAGGUCAGUUAGAGCUGUUAGUGAUUUAUAGCGUGCACAUAUUUGCUCAUGUUUGUGCGUGAUUAUCACAUUUCUUCCUGCGGGAUAAAAAGAUAAUUCAAAAACAGGAUGUAAGAGAAUACUAACGGACAAAACGUCCCUUAGUUCCCCUUCGAUUUGUCACUGCUGUCGCAAACACAUUGUAGAACACUUGUGUCCUUGAAGUGGCAAUCUAUUUUAUUUGUGUGUCAGACUGAUGCCGCAAACAAGGGCAGUCCAGAACCAAACUGCUAUACAGGUCCUCUCUGCACAUGAGAUACAGCAACCCUCAACAGUCAGUUUGGACCUCUUUAGCUGUUGUCAAUAAGUUGUUGCUGUUACGCCUCUGGACACUGUGAGCAAGGGUCCACAUGGGGAUAACCCUUUUUACUUAGUUUUGAUUUAUGCAGACAAGCCAAAACAGGAUGUACAGUUGUAUCUCUAUAUUUUAGUUGGCGUCCUAACAAUUUGUAAAAGAUUUUAUAUACUACAACACAAAACGUAUCUCUUUUUAUUUGCUGCAGAACUGAAUAAAGCUUGUAUUUUUUUUUUUUUGAUGUCUUAUAGCACACACUAAUAGAAUUCCUGGGAAUAUUUGUGGACACUAAAUAACCUUUCCUUUAUGAAUUCAUCAGAGUUGUCGGUGAUCUAUAUUUAUCUGAAAUUAUCCAAAAAACACUUUGUUUUCAUGAGACAAGUAGGGUAAAGAUAACUUUACCGGCUAACCUAGUGCAUUUAGAGUGGACGUUUUCAUCACCAUACUUCUGGCUUGCUGUGAUAACCUAAUGGCCUUGAAAACUUGCAGUCUAAAUCUGCUUGAUUAGUCAAUAGAGUGUUCACAUUUAGAUAACUUGUUACCUAUCAUCCUACAACAUGGUGCCACUAUCUACUUACAGUUCAAAUUCCUUCUAAAUGUAAUUAACACUUUUUGUGGUUGUGGUGGUUUUAUUUUGGACAGGUCAAGGAAUCUGUAAUGAACAGGUUCUUGAUAGCCAAGCAUCACUUCAUUCUACCUGACUUGGUUGUUGAAGAGACGAUACCAAGUCUUGGGUAAGUAACCUUUUACACUUAUGCAGAUUUACAUGGACGAAUAAUCUUUGCAUGUAUUACUAUAUCUGCAUGUACAGCCCCAAACAUUAAUUUUCCUUCUGUUUAUGCUUAAAAUAACUUUUGAUUAAUGCCAUGUAAUUACUAGGUAUUUUAAAGAUUCAUAUAGUAUUUUAAAGAGUUAUAUGGCCAGGAACAGUAGAGUUCCUGAAGAAAUGACGGUUUAAUAAGUAAAAUCCUUCUGAUAAAAUCCUUUUUAUUUUUUAAAUGGGCUCGAUUUAAUAUUUUUGAAGGACUUAAUUUUUUUUUUUUUUACUUUUCAAUUUAUAUUUUAUUGCAGCAUUGCAUAGGAUAAACAACAAUCCAAACAAAUAAAACAAAGUGACACUUUUUUUUUUUGGUCAGGUGCAAGAAUAGAAAUCAUGGCAUAAAGUCACCAGCAGGUUUUUUUGUUUUUUAAAUUCUUUAUUUUGAAAGGUUUUUGGUUUUACAGAAGGGAAAAGCCACACAUCAUUUGACAUUUUAUAGCAAGUAGUAUCAGUUGGGUGAAUACACAAUGCAGGGGACAAGACAUCAGAGACCUUGUCGUGCUCGCUUGUUCGGGGCACACAGUUGACACGGUUGCUGUGUGGAUAGUUUUGGCCUGUAUGGUGCCCUAGGCUGUUAAUUAGUUUACCCUUUGUGGAUCUGGUUGAGCGGUGCAAGCAUAUCUGAGAAUGGCCCGGGCGGAGAUAUAUACAAUGUGCAUCUGAUGCUGUGUCGCCCACCUGGUAUCCUAUGUCGGUGUGUAUUCUUGUCAUGAGGGUGGCUAAUAGAGAACCAGGGGGGGAAAAAGUACAGUGGGAUGUCAGACGGCGAAGUGUGAGUUGUGAUCAGGAGCCCUAGCUGGGAAUUUGUAUGCAGGGGAUUUGUGUGCCGUGGGUGUUUGCAGGUGUCUGAUGUGGAGAGAUUGCCUACUGCUUCCCGUAUUUGCGGUCCCUGUCAAAGAUAUGCUAGAUUCCCCGGAAUGCCGCUAGCAGGUUUAAAUGUUUAUGUCAGACUGCGGUAUGUAUUGUCAGCUAGUGUUCUCCAAGUUUGUGAUGUCAGCAGAGAACCCACACUGUCAAGUCAGUGUUAAUAGGUACAGCCUAAUUAUUAAAAACAUGUUUACUACAACAGAAAUGUUUACAUCAGUAUGCUAUAAAGGCAAUAUCAGCUAUGAGUUGCACACAUAAUAAGUUGGCUGAUACUGUUUAGUAAUACACACGCUUACAUUUGGAGGGGAUUUAAGCUUUUUGGGAGUGUAGUAACUGUUUUACAUACAAUAAUCGGGGCUUUUGGUUCUGUAAGUUAAUUACUAAUCAAGUCACGAUGAAUGACUUAAUAAAGAACUGAACCGAAAAGGUACCAACAUCAGACAAACAGUAACACAAAAAACAAACAUACCAGGUAUCAUAUCUCCAGCUAUGGGCCGGCAAAUUAAAUAUUAAAAAAAUAUUUUUCAAUAAACUUUUAAAAAUUAUAUAAUGAAAAUUUUGUUAAUCUUUAGCUUUUAAAAAAAAUGUAUUUAUAUAUUUUUAUUUUUGGUAAUUUACUUUUUAAAAAAAAUUAAAUAAAUAAAUAAAACAAAAGCUUGUCCAAAAAUAUUAAAUUCGAGUUCUAUCUUUGAAGAAGUGGCAAUGUGUUUCUUUAAUGGCAAUGCAUUCUGUGGCAAGAACUGCUGAAAUAACUCCGUGUACCACUAGCUCAUUUUGCCAUUUCUAAGGAAAAACCAUAGAUUACAGCUAUUUAAGAGUAGAUUGUGUAUUACAGAUCCAUUUACAAGUUUUUUGUUUUUUUUGUUUGUUUAUAUUUUGGGGUGGGUUCCGGAAAGAUAUAAAAUAACCUAUUUUGGAUAACUCCAGACCUUCUAACUAUUUAAUGUUUACUCCAGGGCCAGUAAAGGCUUGUGCUCAGCACAAAGUGCCCUUUCGCCAUUUGUAAAAACAAGACCCAAGAUUCUGGCAGAAUCCCAGCUUAAUUAUGUGCAGGUGUUAGUUGAGCUCUUUACACUCUCUGGUUGAAAUGAUCAGCUGGUUUUAUCCGCACUGAUCUGACUGUAGCAUCUGAUUGAGCCGACUCCUAGACCUAACUGUGUAGCCCUGGUAUUUUACUGAUAGUGUCCGUGUAUAUGGCACAGUGAAACUGAAUAUUAUUAUAAAUUCCAACAACCACAGUCACUAUCGCAAUGUACAGACCAAUGUUGCAAUCCGUACCAUUGAGAUAACCGUCUCAGAUAAAGUUGUUGCUAUUUAUUUAGCUUACUAUAUUUGUUAUAUAUGCCAUAUAAAUUAAGAAAACACUUUGCAAUUUGUCUACAUAUAUCCUGAGUGUACACAGUUAUCCAAUUUGGCUAUGAUUAUCCUUUUAAUCUGUUCAUUUAUUUAUUUUAUUCUUAUCCAGGGUGCUUUAAUGGUAUUUAUAGCUUAAUUGGUCUAUACAUUGUCAUUGGGAUGAUAACCAUGCUUGAUUCAACAUAUAUUUUGCAUGUCUCGAAGUUAAUCUUUGUUACCUGUAGGUGCGUUGAAAUCAAGGUUACCCCUAUUUCAUGGUUUCUUGCCUCUCUAUGUGUAUCAGUAAAGACUAGGGUAGUCCGUCUAACUGUUCUGUCUCACAUCUAAUUAACUUGUUUCACAAUCACAGUUUGCAGCAUGAACGAACAUAGUAUGUGUCUGUUUUAAUGAUUGAUGUUUAUACUCUUCCUCUGCUUCUCAUUGUUUUCUAAGCUCUGGUGGCUCCGGGUAUGUCAUCUUUCAUUGUUUCCAUUUUACUUUUCAUCUGACUCAUGGACAAUAAACCAGGAGUGUUUAAUAAACUGACAGUAUUGAUCUAGUUAGCGCAUUGAUUAUUGUCUUUGUGUAUUAUACGUACAUGUAAAAAAAAUCUUUUCCAUAAACACGGAUUAACGUUUCACUGAGCACAGUCCCUAUUAGUGGACUUUUUUUGUGGUCACUUACUAUUUUAAUCAAGGAACGUUGGAUUUUUAUGGACACACAAAUUCUAUUUCUAUUGACACAUGCUAGUUAUUGCUUUUUUUAGUCCAUGUUUUAUUUUUAAGCAAACAUGCUUGAUGUCGUCCAGCAACAUCCAGAAUAUCAAUUCGAAACACAGGCCUUGAUCACAAUCAGUCUUUAGACAAUUAUUUUUAACAUGUUUACAGCUGCCAAUGAGCCAUUAACGAUGUCAGUACAAUCACCCCAUUCUGAUACUUUCCAACCGUGUGUUCUGCACAAGUGCCACUAUACAUUACAUAGGCUGAAAAGAGACAUGUGUCCAUGAAGUUCAGCCUUCCUCACAUGUUUUUGCUGUUGAUCCAAAAUAAGGCAAAAAAAACCCAGUUCGAAGCACUUCCAAUUUUGCAACAAACUCCCUCUUGACCCCAGUAUGGCAGUCAGAUUUAUCCAUGGUUCAAGAAGCUAUUACCCCACAUUGGAAAAUUAUAUAAUGGAAUAUUCUGUUUUUGCAAGUAUGCAUCUAGUUGCUGUUUAAACAUUUGUAUAGACUCUGUUAAAACCACUUUUCCAGGCAGAGAAUUAUAUAUCCUUUUUGCUUUUACAGUAAAAAAAAAACAUUCAUUUGCCUUAGACCAAAUCUUCAUUCUUCCAGUCUAAACAUAUAACCUUGUGUCCUUUGUAAGGUGUUUGUGAAUACAUUCCCACACAAUGGUUUGUACUGGCCCCGGAUAUAUUUGUAUAAUGUUAUCAUAUCCCCUCUCAGGCGACGUUUUUUUAAACUAAAGAGGUUUACAUUUGUUAACAUUUCUUCAUAGCUGAAAUGUUCCAUUCCUUUUCUUAAUUUUGUAGCCUGCCUUUGCACUCUUUCUAGUGCCAUAAUAGCCUUCUUUAGAACAGGUGCCCAAAAUUGCACAGCAUAUUCAAUAUAUGUGGUCUUACCAGUGAUUUAUAAAGAGGAAAAAUUAUAUUUUCAUCCCGAGAAUGAAUGCCCUUUUCCAUGCUGAUUGACAUUGCACAUUGUUGCAUAGUUUAUUGUCUAGAACAAUUCCCAAGUCCUUCUCAUGUGUUAUCCCUAAUUCGCAUUCGCUUCUACUAAGGGUAUAAGUUGCUUGUGCAUUCUUUACGCCAAAGUGCAGAACCUUGGAUUUUUCUACAUUAAAUUUCAUCUGCCAUUUGAGUGCCUAGUCCCCCAGUCUAUCUAAAUCUAUCUACAUUAAUCAGUCAAGCUUAAGAGACCACACACUCUUUGAAUAAAACACACAUAUAUGUAUGUCCGUUUAGAACACAAUAGUUUUAAUGCAACUCUUGUUACUAAUAGAUACUAUUCCUGCUAUCGGCAUCUUUCAACUCACAAUGUAAACAAAGAUCCUCCAAUAUCUCCAUUUAGUUUGUCGCUAAUCCCAGCAUAUUAUUCUUGAGAUGACACUACAUGACACAAGAUGUCAUGCCUUGAAAAAGGCUGUGCAUAUCGGCAAGUAUUCUAAGGGGUUUGUCAUCCCCUGUGCUUGGAGUACCAGUGUAUUGGAUUAUUAUCCCAUAGGAUGUGUGCAGUCCCUACUGGAAACAUAUUUGGUAACUAUAAAUGACGAUGACUAGAGUUGAGCUAAGUUUCAAGUCGAUAAUAAAUUCUAGCUUCAUUGGCAUUACCCUCAGUAAAUUGUAAUUAUGCUGAAAACAUCUAAUAACAGCCAAAGUACAGGAAAUGUUAGCACCUGAACGCUGGUGCUGGAUUGUGAUCAAGGCCUCAGUCGUCAACCAGAAUUUCCAUAUCUGAAUAAAGGAAGUUUUCUUCCAAUGUCCCAGGUCACUAUACAGUUGGGAAUCUGAGUAUAUUUUUUCUCUUUAAACAUUCUCAAUUAUCUUUACCCUGCAAAAUGCAAAUGAUAAACUCUUUUCAAUAAUAUUUUAUUAUUACAACUUUUAGACAAUUCUUCCACCAUUUUAGUUUUUUCAUGUUUAUGGAGUGGUUCUGUUUACAUUAGUUAUUAUAGAGCCAGUUUUUAAUAUACAGUACAGUCCUCUUACGAGUUCAUGGAAAUGGUUGGAAAAUCAAACCUAAUUCAAGUGAGAAAUUAACCCCUUAAGGACACAUGACGGGAAUAUUCCGUCAUGAUUCCAUGUUAUUCCAGAAGUUGUGUCCUUAAAGGGUUAAACAGGUGUUUAACUUUGGAUAAUUGGGUUGCAAGCUGGGAAGCUCAAUACAUUUUAAGUGUCACAGGAAAUCUGUGGAGCAUCAUCUACGUUUGGACUGCAUCACUUAUCAUCCUCAUAACAGUUACUGUUCAAUAGCUGGACAGCUACAGAUUUCUCAGCCUUACAUUUUCCUCUACAAAAAUACCAAGUACCGUUUAGAAAAGUGCAGUGGUUAUGCUUGGUAUUAAAUCAAAAUAAUAAACUAUUAAUCCUUAAAAAGUUUCUUCCCCACAAACAUUUUUUAAAUUGUUAUGUUGAAUAUUUAAACUGUAUCACUUUAAAGAUUCUGAAAUACAUUUUACAGUAAUGAAGCAAUUAUGAUGUUACGUGAAAUGUAUUCAGUUAUACACCUUUCACAUGGCUUUCAUCACAUGAGGCUACGAGAACCAUAUUCCAACCAUUUAUGGUGAACUUUGAUGGGAACGCUAGCAUAGUUAAAUAUUUAGAACAUGUUUAAUCCAAAAAUAAUAUUGUAUAAGGCAGCAGAAGCGUAACCCAAGAUGCGCAUUGUGUUACUUUGACAGAAUCUUAGGAAUGGAUCUUUUUAAAUUGGCCGAGCCAAAACGCCCAUUGAAGCCAAGACGGAAAGAACGCAAGAAAGUUACUGCCCAAAACUUAUCCGAUGGUGACAUCAAGGUCCUGGUUAAUGUCAUUCGUGCCUAUGACAUUCCCGUUAGAAAACCUGUAUCCAGGUAUGCACAUUGUGUUUAAAUAGUCAUUGUUGCAUAGCAGACUUUAAAAGCAGUACUUGCACCAAAAUUAACCCCACCACGGUUAUCAUAUGUUGUGGAGAAGUCUAGACGAGACAUAUCAAAAAAUAAUUUGAUCACCAGGACUAAUAUGGUAUUUGUCGGAUUUCAAGUUAAAAGAUUUCUGACCAACAUUUAAAUGUGCAUACAUAUGUUAGUUGUUUAACUAGUUAUUUUAUGUGUUUAUUUAUUAUUGUAGUUAGAAUACUAGUUAUAAUAUGUCUUUAGAUAUUAUUUUUGUUGUGUUCUUCCUAUAUUAUGAAAACAAACACUUGCCUGUCAAUGCGUUAGCAUCCUGCAGAGAUAAUCGUGUUUCUUGUUUAUCUUUUGUAAAUUCUAGAAUAAUGAGUAAUGAGCUGAGUAUAAUUUGUUUUCAGUAAACCCGCACAACCAUCUCGGUCCGCACGAUCAUUUAAUGAAAUGUUUACAGUAACCGCAUCACCCCAGGUCCAGUCGCAAACACCCGAAUGGACCAUUCACCAGGUACCCAGUUAUUUGAUCUACUUUUUUUUAAAUAAAAAUAUGCACACAUAUGUUUUUACAGCCUGUACAACACAGCUGAUUGGGUUUUGGGGGAAUGCUUAAAACAUCCGAAGAGACUGUGAAUGGCAGCUAGUGUUAAAAACCCUCAAUUGCUGAGAGAAUUAUUUCUGCAUCUUUGUUUUUAUAAAGAAAUUUGGGAACCCCUCUGUUUUAUUGUAUAUGACAAUGUCACUGUGUCAAGCAAUGAGUGACCAUAAGGAACAGAACAGUCUUCAGUGUGUAGUAUGAAGGGUCCCUGCACGUGCAUUUAAUAAAAAAUUAAAAACAUUGUAUUACCAUACUCUGUUAAUUUUAUUUAUCCUGUUUCUGUUAAGGAAUCAAAAAAUGGAAAAUAUUUAAAAAGGGCUACAUCAAGUCCUGUGACUUAAAGAAAGAUUUUGGCUUACUAGGAUUAUUCAGCUGAUGUAAUAGAAUAAAGUUCUCUGGGGAAAAGAACAGCUGUUAACUCUCCUUAAUAUAAGAAAAGGAAGAGAUAUCGUGUCUCGUGUUUUUACGAGAGCGCGUGAAGGUGUCAGCCUACACCUGUUUUAGUGGGCUAUUUUAGCUAAUACAUUCUUUUGUGUAUCGUUUUUUUUUUUUGUUUGUUUUUUUUUCUCUGUACAUUUUUUAUUUUGAUUUAUUUUGUUUGUGGUUAUUCUUGUUCCCUUUAUUCCAUUCAAUGGACUUUUUCUCUUAGGGAUUAAAUGUUAUGUUUUAUAUAUACCGUAUAUUAAUUCAAAUUUAGGAUCUGGUUCUGUUCAGUGCUUUAUUCCUUUCCAUUCUCUGUUGCAUCCUCCAUCUCUUCCUUUUUUGUACAUUUACACCAUGGUUAACCCCCACUAGGAGGGUAUGCAACUCUAGGCUCCACUUGUUUUCUUCUUUAUCUUUCCUUUUUCAAAAACUCCUUAAUAUCAGGUUUAAUGCUGUGUAACUGUAUAGUACUAUUUUAUUAGUCAUCAAAUCAGAGAAGGGCUACUAAACUGGUUCAUGGAUUGCGGGAUAAAACUUACCAGGAAAGGUUAAAGGAUCUUAACAUGUAUAGCUUGGAGGAAAGAUGAGACAGGGGGGAUAUGAUAGAAACAUUAAAUACAUAAAAGGAAUUAACACCGUAAAGGAGGAGACUAUAUUUAAAAGAAGAAAAACUACCACAACAAGAGAACAUAGUCUUAAAUUAGAGGGACAGAGGUUUAAAAAUAUCAGGAAGUAUUACUUUACUGAGAGGGUAGUGGAUGCAUGGAAUAGCCUUCCAGCUGGAGUGGUAGAGGUUAACACAGUGAACGAGUUUCAGCAUGCAUGGGAUAGGCAUAAGGCUAUCCUAACUAUAAGAUAAGGCCAGGGACUAAUGAAAGUAUUUAGAAAAUUGGGCAGACUAGAUGGGCCGAAUGGUUCUUAUCUGCCGUCACAUUCUAUGUUUCUAAUUCUAGAACAUACUUGGCCAAAAUAUAGUUUAGGAAAUUGAGGCAUUUAUGAACUGACACAAUUUUAUUUUCUAUAAAGCAGAGCAAGACCUAUAACUUAUAUAUACAACAAAAUAUCUUUUUCAGUCUAGGGCAUAUCUCUCUUAUGUCUAAAUUCUAUAAGAUGAGGUAAGCUUAUCUCAUGAGGUGGAAAAUCAUUUUUUCCACAGAAGUCAAUAGGAACAUUGCUAUUUAAAGGGACACUCCAGUGCCAGGAAAACAAAUCAUUUCCUGGCACUGCAGGUCUCCUCUCCCUCCCACCCCCCAUCCCAUGUUGCUGAAGGGGUUUAGAACCCCUUCAGUGACUUACCCAAGUGACUUGUCCCUCGGUGCUGGUUUAGGGUCCGCCCACUCUCCUCCCCAUCCGGCGGGGGAGACCUAAUGCUUUCCUAUGGGGAUUUUGGCGACACUGGAGGUCCUCAGAAAACCUGUGCUAUAAACCAGGAAGUCCCCUCUAGUGGCUGUCUAGUAGACAGCCACUAGAGGAGGAGUUAACCCUGCAAUGUAAAUAUUGCAGUUUAUGAUAACUGCAAUAUUUACAGUUGCAGGGUUAAGGGAGUUGGGAAUCCACCAUUUUACACUAUGCUUGUGUACUCACAACACUUUAUCUAAAAGAAGCUAUAUUCGCUUUCAUUAACCCAAGGAAUUAGGUACCUGUAGUCAAAAGAAAAGUGCAUGGGGAACCUUAAUCCCUCCUGAUUGCUUAGUAUUUCGUCAUCCAAAAGAAUGGGCUCCAGAUUAUAGCUGCAAUUUCAUUGAUUUGUAUCAUAAAUAACCUCCUUUUCAGUGCAGAAAUGACACUUUCUAUCCUCUUAUGCCAGGUCUUAGUUCGGCCAUUUGUAGAGGUGUCUUUUCAACGUACUGUGUGCCAAACGUCAACUGCAGAUGGACCAAAUCCAAAUUGGAACGAAGAACUGGAGCUACCUUUUAGGUGACAAAAAAAAAAUAUGCACCUUCUUAAAUAUCCUCUCAUUACAAACAAAUGUAACACUGGAUUUAAAAACAGAAUAGUGUGUGCAUGAAUGAAUAUACAGUAUGAAUGUAUAGUGAAAUGACUCAUUUGGUUUGUGCAACAGCUUUACUAACUACAAUUCCGGUUCCAUCCUCCGUGUCAUAGUUUUGAUCCCUGAAAGGGUAAGAUCUAUCCCUUCACCAUUGUGUAUUCAUUGUUUUCAAACAUAAUAAGCUACUUAGGAUAGAAGCUGUAAACGUGCAAAUUUAUACCUCCACACCCCAGUUUAGAACAAAGAUUAUUUAUGAGUUGUAAUAAAAAUUAUCUUUAUUUUAGACCAUAUUAAAACUAUUACAUGGAGUCAGAAAAUAGCUAGGAUGAAAAUAGACCUGAUAAAACCACGGAGGUUAAAGCAUAAUGCUUUUUAAUAAUGUCUAAAAUGAAGAUUAUUCUUAUUACAAGCCACAAGCCAUUUUUUGUUCUGAUGUGAAGUGCUGAUGUUCAGCCUAGCCUUUCACCCCACUGACAUCUAUAUUAUGAUUGCUAUUGAGUUGGGAAUAUGACAUGGGUAAUGUAUGACAUGCUUGUAAGUACAUAGAUCUCAACAUAUCCGUUACAGUAAAAUACGUUGACAUUUUUAUGUAAAGAUUUAAAAAGACAAAAGCAAGAACAUAAAAAUAUAGUAUAGGCUGUAAAGUGUAGGUUUAAUUAAAUCUACAGUUGCUCUCACAAACCAUUGUUUGCCACGGACGUGGUAAGUAAUUGCAGCUGUAAUCAGCUUGACUCUCAUAUUACAAGAGCUCCAACUGUCUGUUCAGAAUAGAGCAAAAAAGAAUGGGCGUAUUAGACAUGUAAUCGUUGGUUAAUAAAGUAACUACUAUUCUAAUUUAUAAUAGAAUACCACUCCUGAUAGAUAUUUAAAGUGAUAUACCUUAAAUGAGUUAUUGCGUACAUAAGCCAUCUUCUCUUGUUUAUUUUUACGUGUACUGAUUGUGGAAAAUGAAUGGACUAAAGUGUUUUGGAUAGGAAUGGUAUGGAUAAGAUGUAUGGUAUGGAGCUAAAUAGAUCUUGGGGUGGAUAAUAAUAAUGGUACUAAAAGGGUUACUCCAAGCAUCAUGACCAUUUUAGUGAUUUGAUGUGGUCAUGGUUUGUGGAGUCUCUAUGUAGAGCUUUUGCUAUGGCUCCUAACCGUUAUCCAAUGGAGGUAUAUGAGGGGUGUAUACUAUGACUCCUAACCGUUAUCCAAUGGAAGUAUAUGAGGGGUGUAUACUAUGACUCCUAACCGUUAUCCAAUGGAGGUAUAUGAGGGGUGGUCACUAUGGCUCCUAACCGUUAUCCAAUGGAGGUAUAUGAGGGGUGUAUACUAUGGCUCCUAACCGUUAUCCAAUGGAGGUAUAUGAGGUGUGUUCACUAUGACUCCUAACCGUUAUCCAAUGGAGGUAUAUGAGGGGUGUAUACUAUGGCUCCUCGAUCGUUAUCCAAUGGAGGUAUAUGAGGGGUGUUCACUAUGACUCCUAACCGUUAUCCAAUGGAGGUAUAUGAGGGGUGUUCACUAUGGCUCCUAACCGUUAUCCAAUGGAGGUAUAUGAGGGGUGUAUACUAUGGCUCCUAACCGUUAUCCAAUGGAGGUAUAUGAGGUGUGUUCACUAUGACUCCUAACCGUUAUCCAAUGGAGGUAUAUGAGGGGUGUAUACUAUGGCUCCUCGAUCGUUAUCCAAUGGAGGUAUAUGAGGGGUGUUCACUAUGACUCCUAACCGUUAUCCAAUGGAGGUAUAUGAGGGGUGUUCACUAUGGCUCCUAACCAUUAUCCAAUGGAGGUAUAUGAGGGGUGUAUACUAUGGCUCCUAACCGUUAUCCAAUGGAGGUAUAUGAGGUGUGUUCACUAUGACUCCUAACAGUUAUCCAAUGGAGGUAUAUGAGGGGUGUAUACUAUGGCUCCUCGAUCGUUAUCCAAUGGAGGUAUAUGAGGGGUGUUCACUAUGACUCCUAACCGUUAUCCAAUGGAGGUAUAUGAGCGGUGUUUACUAUGACUCCUAACCGUUAUCCAAUAGAGGUAUAUGAGAAGUGUUCACUAUGACUCCUAACCGUUAUCCAAUGGAGGUAUAUGAGGGGUGUAUACUAUGGCUCCUCGAUCGUUAUCCAAUGGAGGUAUAUGAGGUGUGUUCACUGUGGCUCCUCGAUUGUUAUCCAAUGGAGGUAUAGGAGGGGUGUUCACUAUGACUCCUAACCGUUAUCCAAUGGAGGUAUAUGAGAGGUGUUCACUAUGACUCCUAACCGUUAUCCAAUGGAGGUAUAUAAGGGGUGUAUACAAUGGCUCCUCGAUCGUUAUCCAAUGGAGGUAUAUGAGGGGUGUUUACUAUGACUCCUAACCGUUAUCCAAUGGAGGUAUAUGAGGGGUGUAUACUAUGACUCCUAACCGUUAUUCAAUGGAGGUAUAUGAGGGGUGUUCACUAUGACUCCUAACCGUUAUCCAAUGGAGGUAUAUGAGGGGUGUUCACUAUGACUCCUAACCGUUAUCCAAUGGUGGUAUAGGAAAGUAUUACUAUUACAUUUGCCAGGAUGAAAGAGUUCUUCAAUGUUUCUGAAUUACAUAUUAACUAGAUUUUGUAAAUAAGAAUAGAUAACAUUUUCAUAUAAGUCACAGUAAUAUAUAAAACAAAACUUGGGAAAUAAAUUAUAAAUGUUUUAGAAACAUAGAAUGUGACGGCAGAUAAGAACCAUUCGGCCCAUCUAGUCUGCCCAAUUGUCUUACGGCUAUUGAGCACACUGACAAAAGUACGACUCCAAGGGGCCAAUAAAUGCAUUUUGCUGCAAGUGUAUGUAGGAGAUACUCUGCUGAUAUAUUUAUAAUCCAGCAUUAUUUUUGGUUUCCUUAACACUGUCCAUAUUAUCUAUCUCACUGGUAUAUCUGGUCUAAAAGUAUUUAAAGUGAGAGAAAUAUUGUAUCAGGGCUACCACAAUAUUGUAUUAUUCAUUAAAAAAAAAAAUCAGACAAACAUUAAGUAUAAUGACUAUGCAAAGCGAGUUAAUGUUUUAAGGUUUUAUGAGUUAGACGUGUUAUAUGAAUGGUCAAUAUUUCUCUUGAACCCUUGACAACAGCAGACAUUUGUUGUGUGUAUUACGAUGUUUAUCACUGUUUUUUUUGUUGUUUUUUUGUAGAGCUCCUAAUGGCGAUUACAGCACCAGCAGUUUGCAGUCAGUGAACGAUGACGUCUUUAUCAAUGUCUUUGAUGAAGUAUCCUAUGAUAUUUUAGAGGUUAAUUUUUGUUGAGUUAUACUGCAUAGCCAGUGAUGACUAAACUUAGCAAUUCAGUCAUAUCAAAGUCAAUUUACCUGGGAGCCACCGGCCAAGUUGUUGUCUUCCAUGGAAGUUGCAGAUAAGUACUGCCAGACUCCUAUACAUGCAAACAACUGCACACUCCUAUACACACACAACAACACACAUCCAUACACACAGACACACACACACAACUGCACACUAAUAUACAAGCACAUAAAUACACACUCCCAAACACCGUUGCACACAUAUAAUGUAUGACUCCCCAGCACCUGUAGCAUAUCUGAAUUCUUAAUGGAGGCUGCUUCUCUGAGCUAGGUGCACAGGCCAGCAUCAUCACUGAAGUUUUUGUACACCGCUGCUGAAUGCCGAAACUUUAAUAACAAUGCUGGCCGCAGCACAUAGCACACUCCUAUCUUCAGAAAAAAAACAACAAACAAAAUAAUGGCAUGUACGCAGUGCUGAUGCAGAACAGGUCACAAGCAAGUUACGAUAUGCCCAGAACUUGUACAUACCUCUCUGUUCUGGGAUGGGUGUCCCCAGGCCACACAUCAGCUCUCCCAUACUCCAAGCCUAUUGUAGUGUUUAUGGUGCAAGUACUGUUUGAGUACAGUCUCUCUCCUUUUUUUGUUAAAUCUUUUUUUUCCUGCAUUGAUUUAUGGGCACAGCAGAGGAUUCUGUUUGUUUUUUGUUUCCUUGUUUUGUGUUAAUUAUAUAAAUUUAUAGAUAUAACUUAAGGGACACCUAUGGUACCUCCUGCUUACAUAAAAUAGUGUCAAAGACUUUACUAUUUUUUUUUUUGUUUUUUCUUCAGGAUGAUCGGACAAGAGAAAGUGGAAUCCAUACGCGAGUGGAAAGACACUGGCUGGGAUCCAUACGGAUUCCAUUUACAACCAUUUAUUUUCAGUCAAGAGUAAGUACAGAUACAACUUUGCUGUAAGCAGAAUGUUUCAUUUAAGCACCGGUGACCGAUGUUGCUUGCCUUUGUGGAAACGUAGGCAACAAGGUACCUUGUUGGUCAUGUAUAGGGAUAGUUUAUGGUUGUUUUAUACAUACACACUAACAAAGCAAAUUAGAGCUUGGGAACUUUGAGUUAGUCAAGAAGUAGGACCAAUGUUUAUACCCUUGUUUUUCCGCAGUACAAAUAGUGAACACCUACCCGUCCCCAAAAAAACUGUAAUAUUAAAGAGACUGUUGUUUGAGCAAAGAGCAGAUGAGUGGGAUACGGUUGGGAUUUAACAAUAAACGUAGAAUGUAGAAAAUAUAUAUUGAAAGUAGAGAUUUAGUUAUUGAUUAAUGAUCCAUUUCAAGAUAUAUAGGUAUUUUGAAUUGAAAACUUUUUUCUUUUCUUCAGAUUGAUGGGACUUUUCAGAUUGAGGCCCCCCCUGUUCUUCUGGGUUACAGUAAACAGCGGUCUAUGAGUGGUGACGGGGGCUAUGACGCAGUACGAAGUUUAGGCCAGGGUUCGUUUUUAUCACUGUUUAUCACCAUUGAACCUCAGCUAGUCCCAGGAGAAGCCGUGAGAGAAAAGGUAUUUUAUGUAUAUUCUUGAAACCUAAUUUAAAAAAUAUGUAAUAUUAUUUUGUUGCUAAUAAAAUUGUAGAGUAUAUGAAUUUAAAAUGCAUUAAAGAGUUAAUUCAGUAGAGAGAGUGCUUUUAAAACUCUUAAUUACUCAAAACAAAAUAAAGCAAGAAAAACUUUGAAAAGUUUGUAAUAAUCUUCUAUAAACUUGGUCCUCCGCCCACUAAUCCAGACCAGUUCACUAAUGACAGAAACAGAACAUCAUGGUGUAGCAGCAGCAAGCUCCUAAUUCUCCCUGCACUGACUAACACAGCAGGGAGAGAGAAACCUGACACUAGAACAUGCUCUGCGUGAACUACACUGAUCAGACUCCCUGUCUUCACCCCCAUAUAGGACAUUGCAAAGAGAAUAGACUUUCCAACUGCACAUGUGCGACUCUGUCAGGCAUGCUCAAUGCACUUUUUCUGCAUUCCUAGGGAUAGGACAUUUAAUGGUUAGAUCAGUGUCCCCCUGGAGUGGGUUUGGGAAGCAUAAAAAAAAAAGCAGAUAAAUGUGAACAAAUUCAUAUUUACCUGCUUUUAUUCAACCUGUAGAGUGAGGUGGCGGAGCCAACACUCAAGCUAACUGGACAUGCCAUUUGUUAGCGACCUCUAAAAUCAUGUUUUCGGGCACGAAAAUUGAGUUGAUACCUGCCCUGGUCAAGCUUCCCGAGUCCUACAGCUAUGGGAAAGCUCUGAAAAGCUGAAAAAAAUUACGAGCGGCAUAGGCAAGCGGAUCCAGAGAUAUCGGGAAUUAUCCUGCCCGGCCUACAGAGAACUGCGCCUAAGAUGGUGCCCACGCUAGCAGGGGAACCCCGUCCUCGGAGCAACAGGAGCUUGGACACCCCUGGUAGCUUUCCCACAGCAGGCUUGUACAACGCUUCCUCAGAUGAGGAGAAUAAACUCCUUCCACCAAUGGGACAUCAAAGUGCUCCUGAAGGAGCUGAAACACAUACUGGCAACUGAUGCAGGGAAGGUCAGUUAAAAGGUACAAACACUUGGGGCACGAGUAAAGGCAGUGGGGGGGCGGGAGGUGGCGAAGCUUGCAGUAUUUUGCACGGCUACUGCAGAAACUCUCUCCAGCCUAGGGAGCACUUUUGAGUCCGUGCAGGCCAGGAUGGCAUCUCUGGAAGACAGUUGUCAUCGGCAACACAUAAAGGUUAGGGGCAUCCCUGGCAUGGUCUUGGUGACCGAGCUACCUGCAUACAUAGGCUGACUCUUUCAGGCCUUGCUGAAAAAAAAAUCAACCAACCCUGUUCCAGUGGAUGGGAUCUUCAGGAUUUCUAGCCCGCCGGGAGCGAAGUACAAGGAGUCCUGUAAAGUGAUCACACAACUGUCUCGCAUGGGAGAUAAGAUGGCUCUUAUAAAAGCAGCCAGAAGCACACAUCAUAUUUGUUUGAGGGCCACUGCCUGUCCGUUUACCACAACCUUUCCAGGGCUACCCUGUAAUGGGGGGCUUUGCUGAACCCGAUUUCUCAGUGAUUGAGAGAUACCAUAUCGAUGGAGCAACCCCAGAUCCCUGAUUGUGGAGCGCAAUGGAGUGGUACACGCAGCAGAGUUGGAGGUGUUCAUCAAGGAGCUGGGGAUCACACUGCCAACUACCACAGCUGACCACGAGCAAGGCAGAGACCCAAGACAAUGUGCCGUCUGACAAUCUCCCCAUGCCCAAGGGUUCUAUUCCUUGACGAUUGCAGGACUUGCCACCUUUGCCUUCUACAACGGGCAGAGGCCUUUGGAAAGAAUGAUCCAUGAACAGACACAAUGACACUUUCUAAUUUAGUGUCUUCCUGUUUAUCAGCUAUGAGCCUAGCCUAGGCCUAUGGCCUUUGAUUAGCAUAAGGUCAGCGGCAGGAUGUGCCUGGUGUUGGGAUUUACUGUCUGGAUUCCGGUCCAGUCCUGACAUAACACUCACCCCUAUAGCAAUUACCCUUAACAUAAAGAGUCUUUGCCCAGAGCACACUAUAGGCUAGUGCAUAAUGAAUCCUUUCUACGCCCUAGACAGCAGUGUAAGCCGGAGUUAAUAAACUGCAUCCUCACUGCUUGUUUAUGCUAUGUUUUUCAUGUUAUAAAACUGUGCAGUUUUAGGAUAUGCUAUUAACCAACUGUCUUUAUCACUCAUGUCAGUAACGCUGCACUUUCAAAAUAAAGAAUGUCAACCUGCAGAGUGAGGCUACUCUCUAAUUCACAAGUUAAAGCUUUUGAAUGAGACUGCUGUCUCAAAGUAAUGCAUGUCCCUUUAAUUUAUAAAUGUGCCCAUUUCUAUUGAAAUCUGCACUUUUUGUAAAAGAGGACACACUCGUCCCAUGCAUCUAAAGUGCUUUAGGUGUGUAGAGUGUUCCUUUAAAUUGAAAUUCACUGUCUUUCUCGACAGUGCUCACUUUAGCAAAUAACCCUGUACAUCUACAGUUUGUGAACAUAUACAAUACUUUGCAGCUUUGUUUUUAACCCCUUAAGGACACAUGACAUGUGUGACAUGUCAUGAUUCCCUUUUAUCCCAUAAGUUUGGUCCUUAAGGGGUUAAAGGUAGUGUAUUGCAGGGCUUAAUAUUUCAAUUCCCAGUUGUUAGUAAAGCCACAUAUAUUGAGCCCUGGCGUACUGGACUAGUUGAUAUUUCAAUAAGACUUGUAGGUAGGUGAUAUUGUAAAUGCUUAGACGUUUCCUGGAUCAGUCUUCAACCAAAUGCUAACCUAAACAUUCAUAAAAACCCUUAUCACCAAUAUAUGUGUAUAUCCAAGAUACCUUACAUUCCUAGCAGUAUUCUAAAUAAAUAAUGAAAGAUAUACAUUGUUGCUCCCAUCCUUUAGAAUUCCAUUGGGACUGCUUGGUUGCUGGUAAACUCCUAACAGUCAUACUUUAAGGUACAUAAUAUGUUUGCACUGCCGCAAUCUAUAAUGAAUGCGGCGGCAAUGCUCAUUUUCCUGUCCACUCGCGCCUCCCCGCUCUGUCAGUCCCUGCACUGGCUUCCAAUUAGAUAUAGGGCUCAUUUUAAAAUUCUGGUGCUUGCUUACAAGUCCCUACAUAAUGCUGCUCUAACCUACAUAUCCUCCCUAAUACAAAAGUAUGUCCCAUCGAGGCCCCUACGCUCUGCCAAAGACCUAUGUGUAUCCUCUGUCCGUACGCCCACCUCUAAUGCUCGCCUCUGAGAUUUCUCCAGGGCUGCACCUCUUCUGUGAAACUCCCUUCCAUUCUCCUUAAGACCCAGUCUCCACUCAUUCAAAAAAAUCAUUGAAAACUCACUUCUUCAAGAAAGCAUAUCAAUUAAACUGUUAGCAGGUUUUUAUCCCCCAUGACUCCUCUCUUGCAACUGUCAAAAAAUUACCUACUAAGCCGUCAAUGAAUACUUAACCUACUUCGUACCCCUACUUUUACCCUUUGUCUCCCUAUACCCCACUCCCUCUAAAAUGUAAGCUCAUUGAGCAGGGCCCUCAACCCCUCUUUCUGUACGUCCAAUUGUCUGGUUACAAUUACAUGUCUGUUAGUCCACCCAUUGUACAGCGCAACAGAAUGUGAUGGCACUAUAUAAAUAAUAAAAUAAUAAUUUGAUGUUGUUUUUUUUUAUAAACUACGAAAUCUUUUGGCUAUCCAAUAAAUUGUCACAUAUAAUAUAGUAAAUCAAAUGUAAUCAUGAAAAGCUAUCAAAUAACUCUGCCUAAUGUACCUUCUGACUUGCCAAAAGACAUGCCUGAAAUUCCGUAAUAUAAAAUGUUCACCAGAUAAGACCGAUAUUAAAUUAAACCUGGUUUGUAGUUUUAGGCAUCUGUUACUAAAAAGAUGCAUUACUGAGGUUAAUCACCGUUUAAAAUACAUGAUACAGCUUUUAUUUUGUUUAUAGAGACUAUGCUUGGCAGAGAGAAUGUUAAUGAAACAAACUGAAUAUUUCUUAAACUUGCCUUUUCUUUGUACUUUUCCUUAUACGUACUUUGCACAUAAGUUGAUUGUGUCCUAAAAGCAAAUUUCCCUGCAGGCCAAUCUGAUCUACUGCUGGCUAAAUAGAAUCCAAAUAUUGUUUUUGUAAAGCUAGCUAUCUGCUUCCAGUCACAUUUACCUUUUUGUUUAUACUUAUUUUAGCCCAAUUUUUCUUUUUUUUUUUUUCUUGUUUUCUUCUUCUUCUUACAGUAACCCAUGAUCCAUAGCAUGUUUAAAUUAUAUUUUCUUUACUUGGUAGUUAGAGCACUCGUGAACUGUAAAUGUUAAGAAUUACUGGUGUGACUAAAGAGAAAAGAGCUUGAGAAAUGAUUGUUCCAAAACUACGGUUGACAUGAUCCCUUACUCCAGUUUGAUUUUUUUUUUUUUUUGCUUGUGGUCUGCCAGGUAUUGCCUCCUCAUAGCCUUCAAUGGAACGGGAUGGUCCUGCUUAAGAGUUUCCGUUAGCUCUCCUGAGCUAAGCCCCGCCAUGCAGAGUUCUCUCAUUGGUUGAUAGUGACAACAAUGAGCUAAGCCCUGCACACAAGCUUAGAAUGCUUCAAGAGUGAAGAAUAAUACACAGCGGACCCCGGGUUAGAAGUUAAACUGUUCAAAUUGGCUUAAAUGCUUACAUUUGGAGGGGGGGGGGACUAGCUGAUCUUUUGCUGUUAUUAAUGUCCCUGGGUGUCUUAUCGUUUUUGAGGAGUAAACAUUUCAAAUCAAAGAUAGAAUAAAAUUUUCAAAUUUCUUUUUCUUUUAAUUCAAAGUUUGAUAGCCGGGAAGAUGAAAAGUUGCUGCAGGCAGCAGAGAAAUUCCAAAGUGAAGCAGCUACGAAGUUUCCAAAGCGUCAGUGUUUGACCACGGUAACUGAUAUCGAUGGCACGAUGGUUUUUAUUACAAGAUACAUCAAGGCAUUGAAUCCUCCUUCGGAAUUAAUAGAUGGCAGCUCAAAUAAUACACAAGCAGCUAUGGUAAAAAUGUGUUUGUUUUUAUUUAACUUUUAAUUUUAAAAUCAUUAUUUAGAGUUGGUGAAAAUAAUAUACACAUUUUUUUUCUCAUCAAGGUCACCCUCUCAUCUUUUUAAGGGUGAUUUUGUUAAUAGUAGUAAUUUUCUAUGAAACUAUUCUGUUAUGUUCUGUUGUAUGUAUUAAGCACUAUGAAUCCCAAGGAGAGAAUCGGUUUCUUUUUAAUUAUCUACAGAUGUAAUGUCUUCUGUAUAAAUAAUAUAUUAUUCAUAUUCAUAAUUAUUACAAAGCACUAAUAGAUUUUUUUCUGCAUAUGGUGUUUCAAUCAAAGUAGUGAUUACUUGUUCCUUAAGCAAUUCAUUCUAUUCUGUUGUUCUUUUUAGAACCCCUCUUACCUCUGUUUUGUCAUAUCCUCACAGGAACUAGUGGCGCGUUAUGUUUCCCUAAUUCCUUUCCUACCUGAUAAUGUCUCGUUUGCUGGGGUCUGUAACCUAUGGUGUUCAUCAGAUGUAAGUAGAAGUUAUGUCAUCUACCUGUGCAUAAAUUAAAUACAAUAUUUUUUUUUAAUGUGCCCCUCCUCCUACCUGCGUAACUUUGCAGAUUGAAGAGAGACUCGGCAGAGAUGCACGCUUCUUUUAUCACAGAUAUCUAUAAAAAAAAAAAAUCUGUUGACUAAGGCACUUUUUAUCUCUUUAACCCCUUAAGGACACAUGACAUGUGUGACAUGUCAUGAUUUCCUUUUAUUCUAGAAGUUUGGUCCUUAAGGGGUUAAUAGGGUAUAGAAACUAUGUGUUAACAUUUACCAAUACUGUCAUUGUGCAUAUUUGUGUUUUAUGUUACACAGUCAGCCAUUAGGGGGAGCUGCUAAGCAAAGUGAGCCAUUACAUUAGCUAUUAGUAUUUUAAUAUAAUAUAAGGAGUGAAUACAAAGGAUGAGUUACAUUUAAUUUUAGCCUUUUUCAUCUAAUCACUAACAGACAGUUAGAACCAAAUAGCAACAUAUAGAAAACAAUACUCUUCAAUGAGAGAGAAACUGCAAAUACUGUAAUUUGGCGAUAUCACUUAAUUUAAAAAGUGCAUAUGCACAAAUUUAAUAAACACAGAUAAGCCAUGCAACUAAAAUCCCAUGCCAACCAGAUAGUGACCUUUAGGUAUAUGAACAGCAGUGUAUUAGUCUGUGAAUUUAACAACUUAAAAACUAUGGGGGAGAUUUAUCAAGGGGGGAAAAAAAACAGGUGCUAUUUUUUGGCAAAACGAUAAAUAAGUUGCAAUCACCAUGGAAGCCAAUGACAUUUUUCAUAACAUUUAGCACUUUGCAUCCAGAAUAACACGUGUGCGCCUUGCUAAAUCUUUCCCAAAUUAUGAAUCAAGCCAAUCUAGAUCAAUGCACAAAGUAAUAAUGGAGAGGUGGUAAUGUAAUCCAUGUUAUAGAAUAGCAGCUGUAUCAUUGAAUUAGCAAUGCAGGAAUCCAUAGUGCACACAAUGUAAAACCAUGCUAGUCUGGAGCACAUAGUAAACACCAUACAUGCUAGAACAUGGUUUACAAUCAAUGUAUUGUGGGCACUAUGGUCUUUAUACCAUCUUGUAGCCAUAGUUUGCUAUUGGAGGGUGCAUGGAAAAUGCAUGUGGAAAAAUCAAUGUGUAUUAAAUAUAUCAUUUUAUUUUUAUAUUGUUCCUAAGAUAUUAAAUGCAGUUUAAAUAAACAAACAGAAUACGACAACCUGCCUUUAAAGAAGUGAAUUAUUUCUUUUUAUGUUCUUCUUUAGCAAUUCCUCAGCCUGUUAGCUGGUGACGAGGAGGAGCAUGCUGUCCUGCUGUGUAAUUACUUCAUGGCCAUGGGCAAAAAGGCAUGGCUUAUAGUAGGGAAUGCCAUUCCAGAGGUAAAGUGCCAUAUUUUUUUGGAAUUAAAAAUAAAAAUGUAGAAUCUUAUUUUGGAACUUUAUUUACCCUAUUAUUGUACCUCUUGAAUAUAGAAUAUCCCACACACAAAGGCUGGAGAUUGUGACCUUAUUUUUUGUGCAACUUUGCAUGUGUUGCAUGGCUUUCUGGGACUGUUGCAGAAACACAGCCUUUCAGAGAUCAGUUGCCAUUGUACAUUGUGCCUCGGGACUGAGAUGGUGAAACAUUUGUAUGCAGUUAAAAAGUUUUUGACCUUAAACAAAAUAGCUUAAAGUAGUAACAUGUUACUUUAUGAUGUGUGUUUGAAAACCAGUAUAGUGUAGAAUGAUAUGAACAGCACUUUGGUAUAAUUUUUUUAUACGUAUAUUUCUUUAUUUUUAGUCAUGUUACUUGGACAUAAUGUUUCACAUUGACAACAUUGACCAUUAAACAAAUGCUUUAGCAUGUUAAGAAAAAAACAACAACAAGCUGAUUGUAUUAUUUACUUUUCAUAAAUAGAUUCACAUAAGAAUGUUAAUCCUCUUGGUGCCCUGCCCAUAUGUGGCAUUUCUCUUAGGGCUCAUUUAUUUAAAUAGCAGGUCUGAUUUAACUUAUGUAUUUAUGAAAGCUACCUAGCUACAUAUUGUUAAUUCCUUCAGUCUCUCAAGUUAACAGUAAGACAUCCACGCUCUUUAUUAGAGAAGUGAGACCGCAUUAAAAUCAGUUUAGCUAUCUCCAUGGAAACCAGUAGAAUGUUCCUACUGAUUCCAAUGGUUUAAUCUCCCAAUGAGGUUUUUUUUUUUACUUACUGAAAUAACUUUCAGAAUGCCAUGUAGUUAUGUAAAAAAUCAUAGACUAGGUCUUCCCCCUUCUUACACCUCUUCAAAAAUGUCUCUCUUGGACCAUUUGAUAUGUUGGGAUGCAUGGGUCAUGUAUCUGCAUUUAUUGCUGGCAUAUUUAAAAAUAGAAAUUAAAGAUGGCUUUUUUCACAUAUUUUCUCAUAUCCACUCAUUGUUCUCAAAUAUAUAUCUACAGUCUUAAACAUAAAUGUACUCAGUGCUCUCACAAAAUUUUAUCUUAUUUGUUUAUUUAAUUUUUAGGGACCCACAUCCUAUGUCCUGACCUUGGAACAGAGCCAAUAUAUUAUUUGGAAUCCCAGCAACGGGAAGUUUUAUGGCCAGUUCGACACGUUUUGUCCAUUGCAGAGUGUUGGCUGUUUGAUUAAUGCUGAAAAUGUAAGUAUUCUGACUCAUUACGAGAAAAUAUUGAAUGGCUUUAUCAUCAUAUAAUGAAAACUAGAAAAGCUACAAUUUCUGGGGAAAUUGUGUGAAGUGUUCUUGCCUCCACCAGUAGUCUACAACUAGGGAUCGAGCGAUUAUCGGUUUUACCGAUAUUAUCGGCCGAUAUUCUGUAUUUUCGGCAAUAUCGGUAUCAGCCACUAAAGAUACCGAUAUUGCUUAUAUUGAUAGAGUGAGAAAUGCAUUUCCAGAUGAGCUAUAUUAGCCUAAAGUUUGGAAUUCAGGUAAUCACAAUAAAGUGUUUAGUGAAUAAAUCCCUAUACUAUGUGUUCAGCAGUGACUUUUAUUUACCCAACUAACCUAUGUAACAAAUAACCUAAACAGGAUUUAUCCAUAAAAAAGGACUGUACACUAUACUGUGUUUGCAGUACUGACGUUUAUUUUACCAAUAACAAACCUUAACGGAUCACCUGGCACCCCGACUGGGUACCUCCAUUGAAGGAUACUCCUAGCGCUUCUUGAGGAUUCCAAGCACUCUAGCCAACACCACAACCACUGCAGGCCGAACCUCUCUUCCUUCAAAGCGAAGCAGGAACAAGCUCUUACAAGAGCUUAGGAGGGAUUAAAGCAAGGGAAUAUGCAGAGCAUAGCAAUCCCUUGUAGCAGAUUCCCCCAAUAAGAGACAGGACUCCAAAUUGAGGGUGAAGUAGAAAUCAGGUUUAAUGACACACACUCUGCUUUUAUGCAAUUCUCCCAUGCAAGGGAGACGCCCACAGACAAUUAUGAUUUACCCAACCACACACUGGUUACAUCCCACACAUCUCCUCCCCUUAGCCUGAGAGGUAACACAAUUAGCCGUACUGUUUAAAACAUACUUUUUACCCAACUUUCAUAACUCUAAAACUAUACAUCCAAUAUUAAUAAAAUAUCAAUCAAACAUACUUUUUCCACCUGCACUAUGAAUGUUUACAUGGUGUGUUCAAUAAAAACAUGGCAGCAUUUAAUUAUUUGUGUGUUAUUAGUUUAAGCAGACUGUGAUUGUCUAUUGUUGUGUCUAUGAUGAUCAGAUCAUAUUUUAUGACCAAUUUGUGCAGAAAUCCAUAUCAUUCCAAAGGGAUCACAUACUUUUUCUUGCAACUGUAUAAGUCACCUUUGACCUCAAUUUCACACAGAAAAAUGUCUAAGUCUCAUUCGAAUGCAUGAACGGGGCCGUUUGUUCAAAUAGCCCAGUCUAACAGUGCAUUCGAAUUGUCGAACGCACUUCGAUUCCAGCCGAAGUGUCGAAGUUCAUGAGAAGGUAAGGGUCAGUGGUGUUUGUGCAAAUGUGUAGCUGAUUUUAGUUCCAUAGAUUCAGUGGCACGCACCGCUGACCGCGUUCGACUAAAUUAAAAUGGCCGUCGCCACCUGUUAAAAGUACAAAUCCUUUCUCUGGGAGUUAACGGGCCAGCAGCAGCACAACAAAAAUCCAUUAUGCCAAAAUACUGUGUUUAAAGUGCCCAAUCUCCCAGGGGCCAUAGUCAUAAGGUAGGAGGCUGGCAAUCAGGCUCCUUCAAUCCCAGGGGCAAAGGGCAGUGGGUCACAUAAACAGCUAGUGACAAAAGGUAGUUUGUCACACAAACCAACAACAUUCUGAUUACAGUGAUUGUUCCUAAAGCUUGUUAUAUGCCUUUGUGUUCUCCGCUCUAGUGUUACAAGUGUGCAUGGUUUUUAAUCUGGAAUGUAAAGGGUCAUCGCAGGCACCAUGACCACUUCAUUGAUUUGAAGUGGCUGGAGCCAAUAUGUGCAGUGUUUUGCUAUGAAACUAUGAACAUACCUAGUUUAUCCCCUCUGCUGCCCGAGAUGUAACUCCGCCUGCAGCAGUGUCAUCUGGGGCUCCAUUCCUGUGCACAGAAUUGCAUUCGUUGGCUGAAAGAGGUCAGCGGACACUCUCAGCCAGUGACUGCCGGAUCAACUUCUGCAACCAGAUGUUGUUACUGGCUUGAGUAAGGAGACCGAGCCCCUUGGGAUCCAGGUAAGAGGGCAAACUGUUGUUUGCCCCAUUACCAGGGAACACCAUAGGGUACUUCUGGCAUCAUAUCCACUACAGCGGGAUACAUGGUUAUGGUUAUCAUGCUUGGACUAAGCCUUUAAGGCUGUCUUGACAUAAAAGCCACCUUUAACCAAUAGGGCAAUAUAACUUGUUCAAACCUAGAGUUCCAGCUAUUGUAAUACAUGUCCCUGGAUUCAGUGACCAGAGAAUUUAGGAGCUGCUGAAUGAAUGAGUGUCCCCACAAUGCACAGUAUUGGGACGGGAUUUGGUUCAAAGACUAUCCUCAUAUCACAUCUUAUUAAUCGUAUCCAUUUAAUUAAAAUGUGGCGAGGUGGGUCUCUCUCUUUUCUAACUACAAAAUAUUUCAUGCGUUUCUCCCAAUGGCCAUAGACGAUGAAUUGCUGGCACCAUUUUUUUUGUCCACAUACAUAAAAGUAACCGGCCAUGAAUUAGUGUUGAGAUGUACAGAAAUUGCAUAUUAUAAGUAAAACAUUUAAAAAAUCUGUGUAAAUCUAAAUUGGGAUGGGAUAAGAAAGGAUAUCCGUUGCUUUCCAAAACACUAAUAUAUUUAUGAUUAAAAAUAGUACUCUGUGCAAUAUAUUUUUGUAAAGGCUUUUCGAGUUUGUUUUUCAGUGAGUGUUAUUUGCUUGCUCUAUAUUGAAAUAAAUAUUAAACUGUUUUAAAUAAAGUUUAAUUUGUGAGUAACAAAUUUUUUUUUAAAAUGGGGUAGUAUCUCUUUAUUCUAGGAGUUUUGUUGAAUCUCCCCAUCUUUUUCUCCUGUUGUGAGCUCUCGUUAGCUCUCAUUUUCUUGACUCUGUGGUUGCUUAUCUCUACAGGUUUGGUUUAACAUUCAGCAGUACGAUACACCAAUGGGUAUCAGUUUUGACACAAGCAGACCUAAGCUAUGGAAGCCAUUCUUCUCUCGAAGUUAUCCGAACCCUGGGCUAGCCAGUGUACAGGUAUUUAAAUGGAGAUCUUUCUAGCAUGUUGUUUUUUUUAAUGUAAUCACCAUGUGCAUCUUGGGAAUCUGUUUAGAGCUGAUGUCCUCACAAUCUCUGGGACAGUUACAGGGUAUCACAUCUCCUCUAAAUGAUUUAACGGAGUACACACUAAUUCUCUUUUAGUUUUCUCCAAGUAUCAGUGUGCUAAGCAAAUUAAACCUCUUUAUUAUGACAACAGAUAAUUAUAAAUGUCAAAAUAAUGUGUUGUUUUGUCAGAAAUAAACUUCAAUUAUUGUUUUUGUUUAGUUUUUUUGUUAAAGUUGCAGAUAAGCCUUGUGCCAAUUUGAUUAACGAUCUAUUUAUCAUGUUCACAGCCUGAUGAUUUAACAUAUGACCGUCCAGAUAAGACUGCUGCUGCAGAACUGCAGGACAGGUAAGGGACAUCAUGUAUUAUAAAGCAACGUUGCAGGAUGAUCAGUUUAAAGGUAAUCACCUCUAUUUACUAAGCAGCAUAAAUAGCUUUGCUACUGCUGACUUACGUUACCCACAGACAGUGACGGCACUACCUUAAUGCGGAACAGAGUGCUGUUUUAGGACACCCCGGCUCGCCCAUGCUUAAGGUGCUGUGUCCCUUAAUAGAUCUAUCUGACUGGCCCAGUGCACUCACUGCAGGUGUCACGGAGACCUUCUGGUCUGCAUUUUUGGUAGGUACAGACUCCUCAAGCUUAUCUUGGUUGUUUUUGAAAUUUUAGGAACCCACUUUUUUAUAUGUAUUCUUUGUUGAGAGAGCCAAUCGUCUCUCCCUUAUUAAAGCUUUAUACUAGUUUGUAGGAUUAGCUGGUUGUCUCCAAAAACACUUAAGUUUUUCUUUUGUGUGUCUAAUCUGUUUAUAGAAUUGAGAAGAUACUCAAAGAGAAAAUCAUGGAGUGGCGACCAAGACAUCCUACUCGGUGGAAUCGAUAUUGCACAUCUACGCUCCGCCACUUCUUACCACUGCUGGAGCAAAACCAGGGCAAGGAUGUAGAAGAAGACCAUAGAGUGGAACUGCAGAGACAGCUUGGAGAUUAUAGGGUAAAUAAAACCAUAGGAAUCUUUGUGUGAGAGCAAACUAAUGAGCCUAUACAUUUUAAGUAUUAAUAAAUGUUUGGGUUUUUUUUUAUUCCAGUUGUCAGGUUUUCCUAUUCACAUGCCAUUUUCCGAGGUGACGCCACUAAUCGAAGCGGUGUACAGCACAGGAGUCCACAACAGUGAAAUACCAAACAUUGAGUUUGCCCUCGCAGUGUACGUCCACCCUUAUCCGCACAGUGUUUAUUCAGUAUGGAUCUAUGUCGCUUCUCUUAUUCGUAACAGAUGAUGAAGAACUCCAACCAAGCCACAGAAAAAUGGGAAAGUUCAUUUUCAGUUUUGCCAAAAAAAACAAAACACCUGGAACUCGUUCCAGUAAAGGACUCCUCACAAAGGAGUAAGCGUUUCUUGUUUGUAUAGAGAAAGAGUGCAAAAUUUUAUCAAGAAUUGGUAAAUGCUUAUCUAUACAUAUACCACUGUGUACAUUGCACAAAAGGACUGAGGUAAUGAAAGCGCUUGAGUGACUCUGUUACUGUAUGAUAUGCAAUGAAAGCAUUGACAAGUGCCUUUAACAAAUAGAAUAUGAAAAUUCAUUUUGGAGACAAAGAAUAUUUCAUUCCAUCUGAAUGGACAUUGAAACAAACAACCUACACACACAUAGAAAAUGCAUUGUAGUCUCAAUGAAAUGUAUCCAGGGUAACAGUCAGUGGGCUAAGCAUUAUAUUGAACCUACAUGCCUGGAACAAUAAAUGUAAUAUCAGGGCAUUAUUAAAUGAACAUUUCAUUUUUUUCAAUUUUUUUUUUUUAAAGUGUCCCCUUUUGGUUUUUCUCUUAACCAUUUAGUAGAUAUACUCCCAGCUAUGCUGAACAUUUUCAAAUCAGAGCUUCUCACUGAGAAGCCUUGCAGACAAAUUGCAAAUGCACAUCAUUGGCCAAUUAUAUAUUUCUCAUUGCAUUAUAAAUGAUGGAGAAGUGUACAAGAGGCAAGUAUUCGUCUGUUCAGCUUGACGGCCAUGCUGCCUACAUAAGCUCAGCAGACAGAUCCAAUUACAGGCAAACACCCAGCUAGUAAUAUAGGUUCCAAUCACACUUUCUUAUUGAACUAUAGUUCAAAGCAAGUGAGACAGUGUAAGUAAGAUGAAAUAUAAAGGGUUGAUUUCUCUUGAAGUGCAGUAACAGACAAUUUAACCCCUCAGGUAACUGGAGUGUUCCUUUAACUCUCUGAAAGGCUUUGCAGAAUAUUCCCUAACAAUUAUACAGACUGGCUUAUGUCAUUCUGCACUUUUCCAGAUUGUUUUUUGCUUUAUGUAGGAUGUAUGGCUCUGAUGAUUUCUUUAUACAUGUCUUUAAAGGACCACUAUAGGCACCCAGACCACUUCAGCUUAAUGAAGUGGUCUGGGUGCCUGGUCCAGCUAGGGUUAACCCUUUUUUUUUUUUUUUUAUAAACAUAGCAGUUUCAGAGAAACUGCUAUGUUUACACUGGUGGUUAAUCCAGCCUCUAGUGGCUGUCUCAUUGACAGCCGCUAGAGGCGUUUGCGUGCUUCUCACUGUGAAAAUCACAGUGAGAAGAUGCCAGCGUCCAUAGGAAAGCGUUGUAAAUGCUUUCCUAUGAACUGGCUGAAUGCGUGCGCGGCUCCUGCCGCGCAUGCGCAUUCACCCGAUGACGUCGCUAGGAAGAAGGAGAGGAGGAGGUAAGCUCCCCGCCCGGCGCUGGAGAAAGGUAAGAUUUUAACCCCUUCCUCUCCCCAGAGCCCGGCGGGAGGGUGGGGGCACCCUCAGGGCACUAUAGUGCCAGGAAAACGAGUAUGUUUUCCUGGCACUAUAGUGGUACUUUAACAGUGGGAUCUGCAGGUAUAUGGACACAAUUCCAAUUCGGACACUCAACAAUAGAAACUAUUUCUAUUUGAGUAAAGUACCACACAAAGCAUUUCGGCUAGCACUUUCAUAAGCAUAGGAAAGAAACAAUUGUAUAUGUGUGUAUGUCCUUGCUACAGCUCGAAAAGACCUUCAGUCUGUGCUAUGGAAAAAGGGAAGUGCUUCUAAAGGCUGCAGACAAGGUAUCUGCAGCUUUUGCAAGUUUUGUUUUUGUUUUUAGAUAUACCUUCAAUGAAACGAUGUAGAAAUGAAUGAAUGCAUGCAUGUUUUCCUUGGGGUAUAUCAAAUAAAUAGUGAUUGUUACUUUUGUUUACCUCUUUCCAAUUAAGUGUUCUUUUAAGCAUGCAUUUGUCUCUUUCAUGUCUCAAUAUUUUGGAUGUGGUUACAUGUUCCUCGUGGUGUGUUGAUGUUCAAUUACCAUUAUUGUACACAUCCAUUAAGAUUGCACUAUCUAUACUAUGCAUUAUUUAUGAUCUUUUUUAUAUAUACAUUUGCAAGAAUACUUGUAAUUAGUAAUAUAAUUUGCCUUAAAAACCAUCUCACAAUAACAGACAGUUCAUACUCUGAUGAAAUGUGUAAGUUAAGAAAAGGUAACUUGUGUGGUCAACACCAGAGAUUGUUACAUCUCUCUCAAAAUCUUGAGUUUGUCAGUUCAUACAAUUGAUAGGAUAUAAGAUGUACAAAUAAGUCCAAAGAGUUGUUCAGCUUGCUCUUUGUUUUAAGAACCAUGAAAAAUCUCUUGCAUACUCCUCAACAGGGACGUUUCAUAAAGCGGGAGUUGGGUGGGCGGACCAGAGACAGAACAGGCAUGUCAGUCUGACAUGAGUACACAACAGGCUGAUUGCCAAUUACAUUGGCUGGCACUGUUAAGGCCUUACCAUGCACAGAGCACUUUGCUUUAUGGUAACGGUUCCGUGUUGUCCUAUAAAGCAAGACAUAAGAGAACAAACUCAGGACAUGACCCCAAUAUCAAUACUGUACCACCAUAUUUAAAACUGUUGUGAGGCCUGUUCCGGUUAAUAUUUCCUUUCCUCUUGGUGUUGUAACUGUAAUUACAUCACAGUUACACUAUUUGAUCUAUAUUUCAUUUCAAUCCACAAAUUGUCAUGUUGUUUACAUGUUCAUAUUGUUCAUCUAAAAUUUACUGUGUUUUCUAAAUCUUGCUGUGUAAAUAUAUAUUUUUUUACAAUGCAAUAAAUUAUCUGUUCCCAUCCAUUUUAAUAAAUAAAAGUGGUUUUCCAUGUUAAUCGACUCUACAUCGCAUAGAAUCAUCAUUUAAGCCAACGUUUUGGAAGUCAUUUAUUUUAACAGUUGGGAAUAUUCUGAAAUGAUUGCAGAUACAUUAAACUCCGGAC
Pelobates cultripes (western spadefoot toad) is the source of this 66302-nucleotide messenger RNA. The record is from the annotation of a GenBank genome assembly. NCBI's taxonomy places the organism in Eukaryota, Metazoa, Chordata, Amphibia, Anura, Pelobatidae.